Messenger RNA from Pelobates cultripes (western spadefoot toad), 62509 nucleotides. Lineage: Eukaryota; Metazoa; Chordata; Amphibia; Anura; Pelobatidae. The record is from the annotation of a GenBank genome assembly.
GUGCAGAGCAGCUGAGAGGACCCGCUGGCCCGGGCUGCCGCAUCGCUGUAAUCUCCCCCAGCUCUUCCCAUCCAUCUCUGCACGCUCGGAUCAGCCCUCCUCCCGCUGCUCCCCCGGCACUGACUGGCAGACCGAGCCCAGGCACCGAGCUUCUCCCAGCCACCCGGGAGGAGAGGAUUGAGUGCAUGCAGCACCGGGGAUCCGCUCUCAGUGUGUACCUGUUUCACACAGCUUGGAUAUCUAUUUAUUGUCUGCAGAGAAAUAUCGCUGGAUGUACGAAGAGUCUGCGGUUCCUCUAACGUGGAUGGGAUUAGUACUGGCUCUGGUGCUGCCUAUUAGAUUUUACCAGUGUGGAGUUUACAAGAAUAAUAACAAAGACAUCUCUCUUUUUACUGUGUGUGUGUUUUAAUAUUUAAAUGAUUUUUUUUUAAUAUAUUUGUUUCUGGGUUUACGGCUGUCAUCCUUUAUAUAAAGAAAAAAAAACGUUGCCCCUGAGGCUUGAAAAUAAAUUGAAUUUUCACUGCUAAAGGAAGAAAAAGGAGAAAAUAAAGAUUAAUAAUAGCAGCUUUCUUGCAAUUUCAGAUCUCUGCAAGAAGUGGAACAUUUCUAAGGUUUUCUUUUUUAGCAUUAUUUUAAAGUCAAUUUCUACUGCUCUUUAUUUUGGUGGUUGGGGUUUUUUUGUUUUUUGUUUUGUUUUUCUCCAAUCUGCCUGGAAAUUAUAUCAAAGCUUUAGAAUUUUUUUCUUUUCAAUUAUAUAUAUAUUUUUUGUGUGGAUUAUUGCCACUUUCCUUUCAACUCCAAUGAAAAGAGCAUAAUACCAGACAUUUAAUUAUAUGAAUGAUUUGUGAGGACUGUAUGUACAUCCAAACUCUUUCAUGUUUUUGCAUCACUUGAUUUUUCUUUUUUUUAACUUCUCACUGGAUUUUCUUGGAAGAUAAAGGCUAUUUAAAGGAAUAAUAUUCUUUUUGAAGAUCUCCCAUGCUUGGAUUGGAUUUUGGGGUUGUACUGAGACUUUUUUAAUUUAAGGUAUGUUUUAUUUAGUGGAUCAAAGGAGCUUAACCAGAAACAACUGAAGAGUUUAUGGUAAAUAUUGGAUGGGGUUGGAUUUGCAAUGUUUAAAAUGCAAAAUAUUUUAAAAGUACAUUUUAAGGGUAUUAAAUAACAGAUGGUGGAUUUUCCUCCCAGCUAUCUCGUUUUUAUGAAUGCCGGUUUAAACUAGUUGCUUUAUCUUAAUCAUUACCCAUCUGUGUAUAAUUAAUAGACAUGCACAUAUAUUAAAUUCUUUGAAAGGGUUUUAUUUUUUUCUGCAGGGGGAUCCAUAGACUAAUUUCAUGCUAGAAUCUGACUUUCGCUGUAGGUACUUUUUUGGCAGGAAUGUUGCACUGAAUUCUAUGCCCAUAAAGCAGGUUUUCUAAUACCGUAAGAAGGCUACAACCAUAAGAUGCCUUAACAGUAUCUUUGAAGUUGUUUUUUUUUUUUUUUUUUAAAGAAUAUUAACACUAAGUGAUAUAUUAUGAACGCUUUUGUCAUGUCAUUAUCAUGUCAAAGGUUACAGAUGAAAUGAGCUCACCCAUUUUAGAUUGAUAUAUUUGUGUGUGUGUGUGUGUGUGUGUGUGUACACACACAUACUUACAGGGUUUAGGUAAUCUUUAAAUACACGUUUGAAACACAAUUCCGGACUGUAAGAGAUCAGUCAAAUUCGAACUCCCAGCAUGUUAAUAGUUAACAGCACACUGUGUGGACCUGUUCUAUAAUCAGUUGAAUAUCCAUUUUCACUCUUCUUGUUUUUUGUAAAUGAUGAUGAAUUGUCCCUUUUCUUGUGGUACAGGGAAAUAAACAGAAUACAUUUGCAUGACACAUCUCACAAAGGUGGGUGAAAUGAUGCAGAAUAUAUUCCUGUUUUCUUCAAUAACAAUCAUUUUUCUAAACAAUGUACAUGUUCAGUGACUCUACAUACAGAUGAUGCUUAAAUAGUUUGAUUACUCAAACAUAUGUACCUCUUUAUGAGUUUGCAGUAGUAUAUUAAGCAGUUUCAUGUAUAAAGUGCUUGCUCUGUAGAAGUAAAUGGAUGCAGCACAGUAAUCCUGCCAUGGUCAUUCUAGUAAUUGAAGCAGACAUAUGGUUAACUCUUAAAUGAUAGGAAUGCCCAGUGUGUGGCACUGAAUGGGUUGAGGCCUAUUUCAAAGAUUUCAGUUUAAAAACCUAUAUUAAUUUAGGUUUAGAAUCUGAUAUCUUCUACACAUGGUGUAUGUGUUGCGAAGAUUAGCUAAGCCUGUAGUGGUCUGAGGAUUGCUAUAGAAUUGUUUAUAUGUAUAUGGCAACUAAUGGACAAAAUAUACCCUUUUAUUUUCUUAUACAGAGAGUUGAAUGUAGCCUGAUAAUAAAACAUGGGCCUUUUUAAGCCCUGCUUAUAGAUGCAUAAAAAUAUUUUCUGUAAGAUUGAAACAUCUGCACUAGUCUAUUUUUGUGUUUUAAUCAUCAAAUAGAUUAGUGCCGAUGUUUCAAUCUUAUUUACAGAAAAUAUUUUGUAGGGUUUUUUGUUUUUUUUUUUGUUUGUUUUUCCUCUACAUCUCUUCCUACUAUAUGGUCGAGUGCAGUUAGAUUUAGUCCAGGACUUGCUAGAGAGGGUAUUAAUAACCAAACCUAAAUAAGAUGCUUUAACUUGCAACCAAAGUAGUCCAGUCGUUUUUUCAGUUCAUCCUAGAUUUCGAAGUUUGUUUUUUUACACCAGUUGCUCUAUUUAUAAAUAAACACUAAUCUACAGGUUACACAAUUUUUGUUUCAAAGAAAAAUUAACUAGAUUAUACAGGGAAGUCUUAACAUGUUUUUUUUAAAUGUAUUAUAUACGUGCAGCUUUUAGAUAAAAGGGUAUGCCCUCCUGCUGCAAACAGGUUAAAUUGGGAAAUAAAAGGCUUCUUUUCAAAGAAAUGUCCAUUCUCCAGAACACAGUGAUAAAUUCCUAGGUUUACAACAGGAAACAUGAUUAUUCUAUUUUAUGGCUGUUAGGUUUCUAAUAGCAAUUGCUUCCCAAAAGGAGAGAGAGAAAUUUAAUGGAAGCCUAUUUCAGUGUGAGAAGAACAGGUCAUCCGAGGGUGAUGGAGGGCAAUUGACUAGAAGGGAAGGUCUGGCAGGCUCCUUUACAGGCACCUUGGGGGUUCAUACACAAGAAGCCUCCCUAGAUAGUAGUGCAGAACAAGAAUGCCUUACAAUUGGGUAAAUGUUAACAAUGGAAUCACAAAAUGGAUGAUGUUGACAAUCAUCCAUUGGUGCCACAAAUUUGAUGCCCAGAUAGUGUUAUGGAUGUAAGCUUAUUUGAGCAGGGCCCUCUACAUCCUCUUUUCCUAUGCAUCCAACUCGUCUGGUUUAAAAAAACUUCUGUUAGUCCACCCAUUGUAUAGCGCUGCGGAAUUUGUUGCUUUAUAAAUAACCAUAUUAGAGUACCGUUUAUUAACUGGGCAGUGGUGUGUGUACAUUGACCAAGACUUCUGACCCUGGACGGAGUAGAGUUCUCUAUUUUUUUAUAUUAUGGUACACAGAAUGAGUGUAACUAAACUACUUUAUUUAAUGGCACAUUAUUCUGUUGCCCAUAUAUCCUUUAUCUUUGUUUCCUAACCCCACAUCACCAGUAAAGAAAGUCUAUAUCAAAUGCAAAUGUUUCUUAAUAAGUAAGUCAAGAACAGGUGGGCGGUGAAUAAAAUGUAGUUUUUUUUUUGUUUUGUUUUUUUUUUCUUGGUUUUUUAGAAGUAAACUUUUAUCUCAUUCUCUGUUUGGAUGCCCAAUCUACCCUUUGCUCUCCAAAAAGCUAGGGACUCCCCUAAACUGCUUGGAAUUUUAUGGGUAGCUUAAUUUUCUAAUUGUAUUUGAACUCCCCUCCCCUCUUCUCCUGUAGCGAAUAGAUGAAAAGAUUAGGAUAGGUUUAUUGUGUGGUUUAGUCUGUGUUUAUUUAGCUGCAGAUUUAAUGGGAACAGACAGUUUAGUAGGCUUCUUGAUGAGCCAGCCCUGCAGAUGGGUGAUUUCUCUCUUUUGUCUGUCCUUGUUUUGCUUGUGAAGGUAGACACAAUAAAAACUGUGUUCUGCUUUUCAACCUCAAAACAGAUAACAAGGCAGAGAGGAAAUUAAAGGGAUUUAAUGGCAUAUGGCCUGUUAACCGUUUACAAACCACAGGAACUAUCACAAAACAUACAGCUACCUUGGUUUGCACUAAUCAAAUGAUUAUGUUGUAUAUUUUACAAAAAAAGGAUGUUUUCUAUGCUAGGUAAAAUGCAUAACUGAAUACAAGACAGAUCAAUGGUAGAUUGUUCAACCUCUUUGAACAUGAAGUCUGGUAUUUUGAAGAAGUAAGUUACCAAAUGGCUUUUAGAAUGACUGUUUAGUAAAAAAAAAAAAAAAUAGUGAUUCUCUAUAGUUAACUCUGAAACACUCUCCAAUGGAAUCAUUUAAUGAGGCAAGUAGUACAUAUUUAACUUUGGGUUCUACUGCAUUAUUUUAAAAUAUGUGGAAUAAGUUAAAAUUAUGACCAGCAACCAUCAAGUACUUCCACUGGACAUGGCUCUCACAUGCUCAAGUCUGCCAUGUGAGAUAUAUGCCCAUGUUUAGUGAAAUUAAUAUUUCCUAUUUCCACCUUUGGGGAUGACUACAUAUACGUUUGGUAUUAUGUCGCCAAAAGACUUAUCCCAGUGUUAACAGACGGGAGGGUGGGGGGAGCGCGACGACUUUAUUUGUGUCCCAGUAAACUACUCAGUUAUUAUAUUAAGGCUAACAUUUUUUAAGGCUAAUAAGGGCACUAUCCUGAUCUUCAAGACUAGGAUGAAAAUUUUAAAGUAUAUCUAAAGCAUCCAUACAAUUUUUGACGUAGUCCGCUAUUAUAUAAGAAAUGUUCUCACCAAACUUCCAAGCAAUAGUGUGUUGUAUUUUUCUCUCUCUCACAUUAGGGAGUUUAAGACUUCAAACCAUUUGCCCCUAUGCAGCAUGGCUAUCCUAGAGUAGUGGCCCAACUUGUCAUCCAGGGACAUUUUUCAUGGCCAAAGCUUUCUUUAGAAAUCUAAAGCCUUUGUCAUGUUAUAUCAGUGUUUUUGUAGAUAAGCGUCCAGCACAUGGAAAGACUUUAAGAAGGAAUGCAUUAAGCCUCAAACUCCUGCUGUUCCAAGAGAGCUUAUGAGAAAUAUAAAGACUAAUACAAUGUGUUUACUACUUUUUUUUUUUUUUUAAUUAAAAUAAUUGAGGUGUGGAUAAAAGGAAUAUUGCUGUCUGAAUGUCAAACACAAUCAUGUAUUUUACAGCCUCAAACUCUGAGGCAUUCCUCACACUGUACACCCCAGUCCCACACACACGCUCACACUAAAUUCUUAACAUGUAGCACCCCUACAGUAUGGAUCUAUAAUAUGCAUUUUAUUCCACAUGCAGUAAACAUCUCAAGUGAUAUUGCAGGUUGCAUACACUAGUAAAUAUGCCAUUUGCGCUUCAUAAAAGGUUCUAUAUUUCCACUCAUUAUUAUUUUUUGGGGGUAGGGGGUUGCAACAGAGGCUAUUCCAGGACCACUUAGCCCAGUGAUUGUUGUAAAGGGACUUUAGGGUUGACAUUGUCAAUUGGCAUAAUGAGAUUUGGCACAAUAAUUCAACUUAAUUAAAUAUUGAUAUAUUUCAAUGCUUAAUUGAAGGUUGCAUUAACAAUAUAACCUCAAAAACGAGCAUAUACAAGGUUGUGUUGUGGUAAAUUAUUAGUUCAAAUAGCUAAAGGGAAGACAUUGCCAGCAAUACUGCACUUUAACUGCAAAGGGUUAAAUUCAAUGUUCUGCAAGCAUUUUAGCGUUCUGCAUCCUGUCCUUGCCCCAGUAUGCACUCUGUUUAGUCUGUCUGGGGUUUCGCCCCACCUGCACCCAUCACUGUGAGUGGAUGCCCUCUUCCUUGCUCUAGGCUACACUACAGCAGCUCUUUGAAGACUGAUUUUGCUGAUGGCAUGUUCUCUGCACAUCUUCAACUGACCCCUCUCUGCUAUUUCUUAAAAUCUGAUAUUGCUAUUCAAGCACAACGUGUAUCCCACUUGUCACCUGACAGAAAUGUCAGGACUCUGUAUCUCAGAUGCACAUUUCCUGUCAUCUGUCUGCGGGUAGGAAUAAAAGUGGUAGCAUUGUUUUGACUUGUAUAAAAUCAAAAGCCAUGAAGUCUAAAUUUUUAUUUUAUAUUUUUGAUUUCUAAGUAAACCUGCCUGCUAAUGUUCUAAAAUGCCAUGGCAGUAUUAUGCAGGCUUGGAAUGAAUACCAUAAUAAAUACGUGUGUUAAGGUGAUACAUUGACAGAUAAAAAACAAUUGGAAUGCUUCUCAAUGAAAUUUAAAGGGACACUCAAAACACCAAAAGCUAAGCAUAAUCUAACAGGUUUAGUGACUAAAGUGAGAAUUUGAAGUGAAUUUUCAGUUUAACCCUUUAAGGACCAAACUUCUGGAAUAAAAGGUGUCACAUGUCAUGUGUACUUAAGGGGUUAAGGCCAAAAUAGCCAAAUUGAAGCUUAGCUAAAUUUUUCCAUUGCUGCUUUUAUGACCUUAGAUUUGAAAUACACUUUUAAUUCACUUUGAAUUCUCACAUUAGUGGAUUGCUGUGUGAGCCUUCCCUCUCAGUUGCUGACAUGUUACUGAGGAAUGACUCAUCCUUGUUAUCUACCCAUAUAUAUUACAGGAUGUGAGCAUGGUUCUUUUGAUCAAAAUAUGCAAUGUUGGGCUGUAGUAGGAUUCUGCUGGCCAAAUUACUGCAGCCCUUCUGUGCUGGUGAAAAAGGGUCAACAAUCAUUUAGAGGAGCAGAAAGAACUGCUUAUAGGACAAGCUCAGGAAGUAAGUUAUAUGUAUUAAACACUGAAACUUCUUCUGUCUGGGGUGUCCCUUUACAUUAAUCCCAAAAUAAAAAUUUGCACUCAUUUUACAUGAUGUAAAAUCCUUUUGAAAUCCAUAGAAAGGGAACAGUUUAGGAAAAACGACCUCUUCUAAUAAAUUUUUUUACAUUGCCUGAAGUGAAUUUCAGCUCUGAAAUUGUAAUAAUAAAAAUGCAUACUUAUUGGGCAUUGUUAAUUAUUGUAUGGGAACGAUAACCCACUUCAAAUGCUAUGUUUUGGCCUUACAAACUUCAAUCACUUCAUUAAUUAACUAAUCAUACACUGGCACUAUGUUUGUGUUGUACAAAAAGAUCACCACCUGGCUCAGAACAUGGAUUAAAAUGACAGAUUUUAUACAAUGUGUGCUUACAUGGUAUGGUGGCUGAUAUCAACUGUGGUCCACCAGUAAGUCCAUCUUCCAAAGAAGAUCUCCCAAACUUAAUUUCAUGUUUUUGGCACCUGAGAAGAAAAAUGUGUUGUGCCAUACACUUUCACCAUGAGACCAAACAACUAGAGUCAUCACAUUCUCCAGUGCGAGGCAGGUUUAGGUAAUCUGCCCUACACAGGGGGGUAUACCCUUUGAUGUAUCAAUGUUAUUUUAUACCGUUUCAAUUCAUGAGGCUGAUAUUGGCUUUUUUAAAUAGUUCAUAAAUAGUCAUUAUCCCAGGAUAACAUUCUAAACCAAUAAUUAGAAGCAUCUUAAGUUUGUUACCAGAAUGUAAGCAUUAUUUAAUGUUCUAACCCCCUUUUCACCACAAAUAACCACAUUAUUUUACUUGGUGUGCAGAGCGUUAUUAAAGGUUAUUUGCCUUUCAAACUUUUUUCCAUUCCCAUACCGUUUAUCCUUUGCCUUGCUUCUAUGCUUGAUCUUCAUUGACUUUUUCCUAAAAGCGGUGACCAUCAUUCUAUUUCAUUAAAUCCGAUCAUACAGUAUUAACAUACAUUGGUCUCCUGCUAAGAUAUGUUCUCUACUAACUUGGGAGCUAAAUAGGCAGUUUUUUGAAUUGUGUUGUGUUUGAUGAUUUGGUUCUAUUACAUUAAAGUCUGUAACAGCUUUCAAGUAGAGUUCCUUGUGGGUGGCGGAGUAUGAUUCACUUUAAUGAACAAAUCCUGUGUUUAUUUAUGAGUGUGUUGAUAUAUAAAGCUAUUUGGCACCCCUGGCAUCUGCAGACUACAUUUUCCAUGAGGCAUCCUGGGAAAUGCAGUUCAAAGCCAUCAUAAGCUAUAUUGCAACCAUAGCAAUGUCCAGAUUAAUUUCCAUAACAGAAAAGCUAUCUCCUUGAACGUUAAACCAACUUAUUAGCUGGUAUUGGCUAGGGGGCUCUCAAAUGGUGAAGGCUUGUGUUUUAUCCAUUGCAACUAUUACUGAAUUGUAAGUUUAACUUCUAUAUAAUAUUAUUUAUUAUACAUUUUUUGAACAGAUUUAUAUUCUCUGCAGAUUUAUUUUAUUUAAUCUAGGUCAGAACUGCUUUAUGACAGUACCCAGUGAGAGAGGUCAAUUUUGGCACCCAUCCUGUUUCCCUUUGCUUUUGUUUUGUGUGACUGUUCUGUAACCUCCUGUGAGUGUCAGACAGCCUUUCAGCAGGGAGGCAGAGAAGGGGGUGUAUCAUUUUAGAAUUUGUAUGGGUUGCGAAGUCUGUGCCUGCCUUUAGUUAAUCAGUCCUUAUCCCAACUUGAAGUGUUAUAUGCAAUUCAAUUUUGGAAGCCCUUCAGCAUGAAAAGUAACUCUUUCAUUGCCAGCCUAACCAAAGUAAAUGCAUACAAACUGAAGCCUUACUGCAGCAGGCCCCUUCACAUGUGGUUAACAGAGAUUGAAAGGCAACUCACCUUGCAGUAGAAAUCGGUAAUAUAGUAAGGGAAUUACAAAAUGCUUGUCUUGUAUUAUUAGGUUGGAGGUUUACAACAGCUAGCAUAAGGCAAGAUUUCUAGGUUAAAUGUUCGCUGUCCUGUGACCUGCAAGGAACCUUCCGUUUCUAAGCUACAAAUAAUCUUGUGCCCUGGCCAAGAAUGUAGCGCCACUACAAAGAGUCAUGCUCACUCAUGCACACCGCAGAAAACCCCUACAUUGUUUUACAGAGGGGUUUCAGUGUCCAUAUUUUCUUUGUUAAUGUAAUAAAGAAAAUUAUAGACUAGGAUUGUUUUUUUUAUUUUUUAUUUUUAUUGCCCUAGAUUUCUGUGAACUAUAUUUUACAUAAUUCCCAUCCAAUCAUGGCUGGCUGGUUAUGAUGGCUAAUGAAGUUCACAAACAUCUGGAUUGCCAAAGGUUAUCCAUUACUGUCAUUGAGCAUCCUUGUGAGUAAAGUAUUCCCAUCAGCCCUGGACUUGGUAUGAGUAAUCUAUUCUCUGCUUGCCUUGCUAUUCACCAAAAAAAUAAAUCCCUAGGGUGGAUUAAAUGGCUAUUAUAGCCAACCUGAGAAUUAUAAUAUGUAUCUUUGUAUAACUUGAGCUGCCAGUUCCAUUAUUUGUUUGUUUUUGUUUUCUUUUGUCCUCCUGAAAAGGUCAUUGUUUCAUUGUCUAUAUAAUUGCAAGCUCUUUCUGGUACAAAAAAAAUAAUAAAUUAGAAAAUCUGCAGGUUGGCAAACCGUUUCUACUAAAAGAAUAGAACCAGAAUCCAAAAAUCUUUCCCUCAAGUUCCUUAUUGGCAUGCCCUGGGCAAAUAAUAUUUUUGCUUGUUCUGUUGCAUGCUAAUGUAGUACCCUGGUGUGUGAUAAAUAUAUCUCUGUAUGUCACUAGCACUUACAUUACUGUAGCUUCCAUGAAACUUUAGGGGAUAUAUAUUAAGAGUAAUUAUUGGGGAAAAUUGGAGUAAUCACCUUGGAAACUGACAUAAUGUUAAUGCUGAUUGUUUCAGUUUUACAGUUUUCUCCAGAAUUUAUAUUUAUUUUUGCAUUCAACCCUCAAGGUGUCUAUGUAACACCACAUUAAUCUAGAAUAUACCUAUAUAAUCUGUUUCAUAGGGACCAAGAUUUAAAUAAAUGCAAGGAUUGGGGGCCAAUUUGAGCAUCUCUGUCAACACAUGCCUUUUAACGUUCUAAUGCAGGAAUUAUUUUCUGUAAAAUUAUUCUCCUAAAUCUGAAGCUUUUAUUCAAAUUAGACGCAGGGCCUCUUGUUUGGCAUCAGUAAGAGCCCAGUAUUUGUAGAAGAUAUUCUAUUCAGUGGAAGUGUCCCAGCUUCUCUAAAACAUUCCCAGCAGGCUCUUGUCAGAUAUAGGUCAUUAACUUUCUUUCAUUGAGAGUUUGUUUACAUGGCUGCCAUAAAUAGUAUGUGUUUUGCACUCUCCAGAAAUUCAUACAUACAUCCCCCUGGCUUGUUCCUUGAGACUGCAUUACCCUUUUUGCAAUACCACAAAGAGCCCAGAUUUACAAUAUAUAUAUUUUUUUUUUGGGGGGGAGUGUGGGGGGAGGUUGGUCUAAAAUAAAUGAUGGCUUUUAAAAUUUAGUCAUGUCCGUUUAUAGGCCCUUGAGUCAAAGGAGCAUCAGAAGGAAGUAUCUUUUAUAAGGCUGUAAUCUUUUAUAGAAUGUUUACAUUUUGUAUGGUGUUUGUUUAGCAGAUAAUUUGUUUCAGUGUGACAGAAGCACAAUUGCUAGCAGAUUUCACAGCCAGAAAAUGCUAUCUACACAGUCCCACUGCAUCAAAUUACAUUGAUGGUCAUGAUUCAUAGAACAUCAUGUGUCCUAAAUAAUUUCUUCAAAGUGGCAAAUUGUCCGUGUUUUUUUUUUUUUUUUCCUGUGUUCUUCAAACUGUAUUAAUAGAUAUACCGUAAUAACUAUGUGUUUAUGCUGUCUAUGGAUUGUAUCCCUUAUCAAAUUAUAUUAGUCAGCAUUCCCUUAUAAAGGGAUCUUUACCUCUGUAUUGUGACUUCCCAUUGCUGUUUGUCAUCAGAAGUCUUGUUCUGAGAUUUAUCUAAGUAUAAACAAUGUGGAAGCUGCCAAAUAACUGAUUUUAUAACCCACAUCCCCAGCAGUGAGAGUGGUGCUUUAUGCAGAUUGUGUUAUAUCUCGCUCAGGAAGUAAGUUAUAUGUAUUAAACACUGAAACUUCUACUGUCUGGGGUGUCCCUUUACAUUAAUCCCAAAAUAAAAAUUUGCACUCAUUUUACAUGAUGUAAAAUCCUUUUGAAAUCCAUAGAAAGGGAACAGUUUAGGAAAAACGACCUCUUCUAAUACAUUUUUUUACAUUGCCUGAAGUGAAUUUCAGCUCUGAAAUUGUAAUAAUAAAAAUGCAUACUUAUUGGGCAUUGUUAAUUAUUGUAUGGGAACGAUAACCCACUUCAAAUGCUAUGUUUUGGCCUUACAAACUUCAAUCACUUCAUUAAUUAACUAAUCAUAAAAAAAGUGAACAUUUUAGAGUUUACUCCGUAUACACCGCAUUGUGGUGAAUAGGAAACUGAAGUUUACUUUUUGGUAAAAUAGGUUUUGAAAGCUUUUUGAGUGCAGAUUACUUAUGGACAAUAUAUUUUGUAUUAUGGAAUGCUUGAUAUUUGGAUACACAUUUGCAACAAUUGAAAACGGCACCUCCAUGUGACACUCACUGAACACCUUUUGAGAAUAAUUUGGGACUUUAGGGCACAUCUCUCUGGCUGACAUGCAGUGAGUCACCUUCUAGCCACUGUUAUCUGCCAUGUGAUGGCUUUAGAAUGGCACCCUCCCUGCAAUGUGGACUUAGGUUAAGCAGGUUGGAAAGCGGAUUUUGAUUUUGUUAUCUUUACUGGUGCAGGUCAGUUUCCAGUGUCCCAUAAUGGUGUUUUAAAAAACUAAAGUCUCGAGGUUCGUAAAACCAUUUUUAUUAACAGAUCAUGUACCUCUUCUAAAAUGGUAAGCUCUAAAACUGCCUUGUUUCAGGUUAUUUGUAUAUUUUGUUUGUGGAAUUUUUGCCAAAUUAAUCAAAAUGUAAUAUUUUAAUUUAUGUCCAUUUUCCAUAUAGGAUACUAUGAGACAUUUUUAAGAGAAAUGCCAUUUUGUCUCUGGCUUUUACCCUUCGGUGUUGUUGGCACUUUAGGCAGUCUAACCGGCUUCCGUGCCAUAGCUUUAGAGAGAGUGUUGUCCCGGCAAGAGUUGUAGCAAGGCACUGUGCUCAUUCUCACACUGCUUAUGCAUAAGUAUGGUGAACAGGCCUUACUCAUUGGAUUAAUAUAGUGAACCCAUAAACUCAGAGGAUGUUGUCCAUAAGAGCUCUGGCAAUAAAUUGCUGCUCAGGACUCUAAAUUCUUGGGCAAUAAAACAAAUCAUGGUUUAAGUGAUUCCUGAAAAAAACAAAUAUUCCUUUAUUGCCACAUUAAAUCUUUGAACUAUUGACACAAACUCUUUAACCACUACCCCACUCCCUAUGAUGCAUAAUUCUGAGGACUCAUCAGUACUGAAUAUUGGAAUACUUGCAAAGAAUGCUAACGGGUACCUUUUAUUCAUAAUAAAGAAUAUCUGAAUCUUUAAUACCUUGUUCAAACACUAAACUAAGUUUAGACAAUGAUCUCGUAAUAUACUUUUUUGAGAGUUUUAUUUAAUAUGACUCGUGAUCUGUGUCUAUGGAAUAUUAUCAUUCUGUUUCUAUAAGUUUGGAUUAAAACUUACUUGCUCUACUUAUUCCAGGUCUGACAUAUUUCCUUUUAAAGGGAUUCUAUAGUGUAAGGAAUACAAACUUGUAUUCUUACACUAUAGUUCCCUCUGCCCCAUCCUGGCACAGAAAGGAUUAAAAACUCUCUGAACACUUACCCGAUUUCAGCGCCCAUCUACCUUGGCAUGCAGAGCAUGAGGACAUCCAGUGUCAGGUGACCAAACGUCGCUAAACCACCAGGAAGUGCAUUUAGUGGCUGGCUGAAAGCCGCUAGAGGCAGACUUUGCAUUUCCUCAACUGCAAUGAUUUACAUUGCAGGUCUAAGGGGGACUGGUACACUGCACCCAUACCACUUCAAUGAGAUGUGGUCCAUGUGCCUGUAGUGUCCCUUUUAAGCAACCUGUUAAUGUUCAGAUACAGGAUUUAUUUUUAUUCUCUUUCAUGAUAAUUUUUUUUAUUUUUAAAGCCAUACAAUUACUCCAUUCAUAGUCCCAAAAUGUAUAAACUAUGAUAUAAAUGUUGCAGAAAAAAUACAUCUAAUCUUUACUGCAGAUGGUGCAUGGAUCCUUAUAUAUUUUUGAAACUGCCACGCAAAGGGAACAUCAGUAAUCUGCAAUUUAUCCUAAUUCAUGCAUUUUAUGCAAAAUAUGAUUUUACUUGCUUGUUUUGCAGGGAUAUUCCUGGCUGAUGACAAUGAAAAUCAAAAAUUGCUUGCUUCCUGGUAUAGGAGAGGUUAAACUGCAGUCUCUUGUGUCCUAUCUUGUAGAUAAGCAGAUGGCUCCUGUCUGCUGUCUCUGUAUUAAAGCCAAUCCAUUGCAUUGAUUUACUUUCAUUGCAUUGUGCAAACCUAAAUUGGGGAUAGCAGAGAGGCCACCAUGAAGAUGGGUUUAUAGUUCCAACAAAUGCCCUGGAACAUCAAUAAUGUCUAGAAAUAACCACAUGUUCUUCAAGAUGUUAACAAAACCUACACAAUGUUAGUGCUGCUAUACAGAAGGAUGUUGUUUGUAGAAGAUAUUUAUAAUGUAAUUCUUGGCUUCCAGAGGCAGAUUUUGUGCUCAUCUGUUAAAAUGAUAAAAGGACAGGACAUAGGCCAGUAUAGAUAACCUACAGGCUGUAGGUUCAUUUUUAAAAAAGUCAGAAAAUUGUUUGUGUACGUUUGCAUGUGUAUGUGUAUACCUCUCAAUACUCUUUCAACCUCUAACUUAAACACAUAUUAUAGAAUUAAUAAUUAUCUCACAGAAAUCUUGCAGUCACUUGGCUGGGAGAGCUGUAUAAAACUGUUAGUCUGACCGUGUGUAUAUCUUAACACCUCUAUCCUUUGUGCAUAAAUGUGAUCAUUUUGCCCUCAAAUAUUUUUUUCCUGUAAUUAUGUAAUAUUGCCUGCGUGUUCUGAUUUAAAUUUAAAGAGUAGCCUGUUUUUUUAAAUUUUUGUAAAACUGCAUUCAGAUGGAGUGCAAUAACCGUUUUAAUUGUGGUACUUAAUGCCAUGUCUUUGCAUACUUGAAAAGCAGAACAAUCUAAACUCCGAUAUUGACCUAACUUUUUAAAACCACUUUUCAGUUCACCUUUAUUCAAUGUGUCAUCAGUGUUGGCAUGUAGUAAGUUUUAUUUCUUGAGAGUUUAAAGGGACUUUCUAGUCUUUUUUUUUUCAUGUGGAUAAUGCAUUAAUAUUUCAAAACCAUUACCAGUACCUAUGACAAAAAAGCAUGUUUGCAUAGAACUUUGUCACAUGUGACCAAAACUCGAGAUGAGAGGUUCAUCUAAUUCGUUUUACCGAAUCUUUAUCAGCAGGCGAAUUUCUGACUAGCUGAACUGCCACGUGUACAAAAUUCUGUGUUUAGAAAAAAAAAUUCAGACAGUUUCUAGUGCUUGAAAUGUCCUUUUUAUAUUUAUAUUUACCACUAUAUCAAUAUAUUAGACUUGGGGACAAACCUUGUUUUUUCAUUCUUGGUAAGUAUUUUAUUAUAAAUCUUUGAUAAAUUCAGCAACACCUUUGGAAAGCAUCAUGGGUGUUAUAGUUUGUUGUUUGUGGGGGGGGGGGGGGGGGUUGUUUGUUUUUUAACCGCUAGGGAUCUCCCUUUUCUCUAAACUUUGAGUAAAGCAAUUGUUUAUGUUUUUGUUAAAGGAAGGAUCUCCCUUUUCUCUAAACUUUGAGUAAAACAAUUGUUUGUUUUUGUUAAAGGAACACUAUAGUCACCUAAAUAAAGCAGUUUUAGUGUAUAGAUCAUUCCCCUGCAAUAUCACUGCUCAAUUCACGGUCAUUUAGGAGUUAAAUCACUUUUUCUGUUUAUGCAGCCCUAGCCACACCUCCCCUGGAUUUGAUUGAUAGAGCCUGCAUGAAAAAAAACAACUGGCUUUACUUUCAAACAGAUGUAAUUUACCUUAAAUAAUUUUAUCUCAAUCUCUAAACUGAACUUUAAUCACAUACAGGAGGCUCUUGCAGGGUCUAGCAAGCUAUUAACAUAGCAGGGGAUAAGAAAAUCUUAAUUAAACAGAACUUGCAAUAAAGAAAGCCUAAAUAGGGCUCUCUUUACAGGAAGUGUUUAUGGAAGGCUGUGCAAGUCACAUGCAGGGAGGUGUGACUAAGGUUCAUAAACAAAGGGAUUUGACUCCUAAAUGGCAGAGGAUUGAGCAGUGAGGCUGCAGGGGCAUGUUCUAUACACCAAAACUGCUUCAUUAAGCUAAAGUUGUCCAGGUGACUAUAGUGUCCCUUUAAGCUCCUUUUGAUCCUUUUCCUUUUUUUUUUUUUUUCUCUUCCUCAUGAACUGCCAUGCAAAAAAAUUCAGACUAUUAUUUGCAUGGUGUUCUUUCACUUGUUUGUUAUAUGGCAAAUUCCUGUAGAUUUUAACACCAGAAGCAAAUAUGCUGAUUUAAAUAUUUUUUCGCAAAUAUGAUUCCAUAGGGUAUGUAAGUGUGAUUGCAUUGUGCUUGGCUCUGUGUGUGUGUGUCUUGAAAGAUUACAGGACUGCUCAAUAUAUUGUAUUCAUCCUGUAAUCUUGCAGAAGAACACCAGCACUUGGGAAGAAACGGUCCGGAUAUUUCUAGACAGACUCUGUACUAGAUAUAGAAAAAAUAUAAAUAUCAAAAGCCGCACGCUUGACAGGUGACCUGGACCUCCUGGGAUAAUCACAUAUUCUGAGGACAGAGGAAAAUGUUAUUUAUGUUUUAUUCUUGUAUUAUCUGUUUUUCUUUUCCCAAGCCAAGCCGGAUACAGCUGUUUUUAUUAAAAGACUUUUGAUUUUGGGGGAUUUUUUUUUUUUUAAAAUCCUGCACCUGAUAUAGGGUGCUUAUUUCAGUGGCCAGAUUCUAUGGUUUUCAACUUUGUUACCAUGGUCUCUAUACAGACCCUGUUGGACACUGUUUGACGUUUAUAAUUAAUGAGUUGGUAAGACUUUGAUGGCGAUAUUUUGUAAUAUUUGUUAAAUUUUUUAGUUUGUUUUGUUUUUAUAGAUACACAAUAUGAGACUUAUAUGCUGGGAUAAUAUGUUUUUUCUGAAGGAUUUUUAGAAUUCCAUGUCCCUGGUUUAUUGACUCAAUUUGCCUCCUGGGGUGAAGCUUCCUCCAAGUCUCCACCAGAUGCUAACUCCACGACUAUAGUAUGCAAAGUAUACGCCUACAGUGUGUACGGAUAGUCUAUUGCCAUUUAGUAGUGUUAUCUGUAAUUCAACAGACAACAUACUUUUUUUUUUUUUUUUUCACCAGAUUUAAACUUAGUGGUGCAAAUAGUUUUUUCCAAUUCCCUGUGCUAGUAAAUAAUUAAAAUAUUUGAUAUAAAAAAAAAAGACAUGCAAAAUUCCUGUAAAUUUUCUAGAUAUUGUGAAGGAAAAUAAUGAAGAGCAUGUCUGAAUCAGCUUACUGAUAGUAGAUAUCGAUAAUGUCUAGGAUAUGGAUUUCUCUUUAUUUAAAGAAUUUGUCUUGGGAACCAUACUGUUGCGAAGCUGGUACCUUGUGAUUUGUAGUCUUGCUGCUAUACUAUUUAGCCAACAUAAUGACUAUAUCUGGAUGCAUGUGAUACUAGGUUGUUGCAGUUGUCACUUGAGCUUAGUUAAUGCUGCUUGUUUAUACCUGUCCUAUAUUUUGAGCUUUUAUAUUGUUCUUUUCCUGUGGUGUUGGUUUUUUUAUUUUUUAUUUUUUUAUUUGUUUUAUUUGUGCCAGUUAAGACUGCGUCCAGUACUCUGUACAGCAUGACUAUUAUGCUUUAUGACCUAGUGGGCCAUGCCUGCUAUAUAUCUGUGGGUAUGCAGUAUUGCAGCCCCCCCAGACUAAGUCAUAACAAUUGUUUACAUUCAUAAGUUUGGAUUUCAACUGUCUUGGUAACUAGUUUACUUGGCGAAUACAUUUUAAUGAACUUACUUAUAGGGGAUUUAAUGGUACUCGUGUCUAAAUUUAUAUUUCACAAAUCCUUCAUGUUGUGGUCCUUUAACUCAAUGAAACCUAAUUAUAUUGCAUAUUGUAUUUUUUGUUAUGAAGUGUUUAUUGUACUGUAACUAUGAACAAAUCCUAUAUAUCAACAUGGACUCUGCAAUACCUCUCCAGUCUGUCAUUUGCAUACUGAGCCAGAUGAAUUGCAUCAAGGGAGGGACUGAUGAUCAGGAAAAACAAAAACAACAUUUUGCUCUGCUUGCAAUCCAUAAAUGUUUAGUAACAUAAUAUGUAGAUACAGUACCUUUAUAAAAAGUAAAAACUUGCCAAAUAAAAAAAUUCCAUUCCUCCUCAAUCUGUAACAAGGCAUAUCACGUUCAAAUAAAGCCAACACACUAAUGCAAAUACCAUAACAUGGAUGUAAACUUAUAAAUAAUAUAGAAGAAUUUACAUAUAUUGAUUAAACAGCUGACAGCAUUUUCUGACAGUAUUUAAUGUGGCGUGAAUAUGUAAUGAAUUGUUGGCCACAUUUGAACAGUAUGUUUAGAAUGGUAUGUUUGCCAGGGGGAUUGCGACCCCCGUUGGCACAUCUAGUUAAAAUUAUAUUGUUACAUACGCUACAGACACAGAAAUUUUUACCUCAUCUCCUUUUCUAACCCACCAGGAUCAAAGCAAAUGCAAGAUAGUGCAUUGUUUGAAGGUGUGUGUGUGUGUAUGCUUUACGUAUGUACAUACGUAAAUACUUAAAAUUAAUUAUACAUAGAGUGAAGAUUGUUUUUACCAUAAUCCUUGACCGUAAUGUUUGUGAUUAAUAUAGAAUCAGCUAAUGAGGUUUGAUGGAAUAGGAAAUUUUCCUGUGAAAGUAAGAUGUGUUAAUGCACUCUGCUGGUGUCACAAGAGCAAAGGAGCAAAUUGCUUUUUAGAUUAACAUUUAAUUAAUAAUGAGAUCUGCUAAGAGGCGUGCGAGUUUUGUGUGUGUAAAUGGGUAAAAAAAAUUAUGUUAAAACUUUUUAUCAUAGUGCUUUACAUUCAUGAUUGUUUACGUCAUGGAGUCCACAAUAAGUAGAGAUUCCUCCAGCUUGUUCUAAAAAUAAAAUAAAAUAAAUCAUUCUAAUGUAUUUGCACGCUAGCUCUAUGAAUAAGCUGCAUUCAUCCAUUUUGCCCCAUGUAUGGACUGCAUCCAUCCAUUUUUCCCCAUGUGCGGACUGCAUCCAUCCAUUUUUCCCCAUGUGCGGACUGUAUCCAUCCAUUUUGCCCUGUGUGCAUCCGUUCAGGCCCGGUGCAAACGAAGCCUACAAGCAAUCUGCCAUAUGGACAUACUGUAUUGAGUCAAAUUUAUAUAUUUCUCAAAGGUUUGAAAAAAUCUGUUCAGUAUACUUGCUAUGUGUUUGCAGAGUCCAAAAAAUUCUUAAAACUUAGGAGGGAAGAGAGAGAUUUUAAACUUCCCCAAUCUGUCCUUCCCGACCUGGCACUCAGCCCUUUUUAUUCUCUGUGGGCAGCCGAGACGUUAUGAUUAUAUUUCACAUAAGUAAGUCUUAUUGAAUAAAUAAUACCCUUAUGUAUUUUUAAUUGAGCCUGGGCAAGUGGAUAGAGUCAAAGGAAUUAAAAGGUUGCACUGAAGCUUAAGGUGAACCGCACACUUUGUUUAAACCAAGGACGAUUUGUCCUGUAAAUGAUCACAGGAAUGUUGAGCUUUAAAACUUAGUGGUUGUAACUUUGUAUAGAUCAUCUAGCGAUAAUUAUAAAAAUAGGCUAAAUAGUGAAAAAUAAGGACUAAACAAAAUUAACAAAACUAAAUAAAUACUAAAACUGCCAUGUAACACUGUAGUUAAAACAAAAACAUUUUUGGUGCAUAGAUCAAGUCUCGCUGCUGAAUUGUGUCAUUUAAAAGUUAAAUCUUUUUGUUUGUGUCUAUGCAGCCCUAGUCACACAUGUCCUGACUGUGACUGACACAACCUGCAUGGGGAAAAAACAAAACAAAUCAAUAAAAUGUUAACUUACUUUAGAAGUUUUUAUCUGCUGCUCUAUAAAUGGACUUUAAUCACACACACUUGUAAUGUCUAGCAAGCUAUUAGCAGUACAGGAGAUAAGAAAUUCUAAAUUAAACAGAAUUUGCAAUAAAGGAAGUGUAAACAUUAGAUGACUUGUUAUAGGAAGUGUUUCGGAAGACCGUGCACAUUACAUGAAGGGAUGACUGGUAUAAACAAAGUAAUUUAACUCCUAAAUGGCAGGGAAUUGAGCAGUGAAACUGCAGGGGCAUGAUCUAUAGAUUAAAACUGCUUCAUUAAAGUUGUCUUGGUGACUAUAGUGUCUCUUUGAGUUUGGAAAUAGCUACAACCCAUUAGAUAAAACAAAUCAGACAUCAGUGCUGUUGAUCUAAAAAAAAAUGAAACACAAGUAAAUUAAGUGACAUGACAAAAUCUGUUUACUCUGGAUCUGUUUUAAUUAAUAUCGCUUUUCACUUGAAAUGCCUGUUAAAAGAGUAGUAAUGGUAUUAAAAAUAAUGUACAACAAGAAAAAUGCCUGAGCUAAGCAAUUGUUUUUAAAUAUGCAGAAUAUAAUAUCAACUGCUUUAAAAGUGGGAACAAAUUGAGCACGCUAUUCAUUAAACAAUGUGUAGUGAACAAAAAUCUUUCCAAGUUCAGAAUAAAAUGGCAGUUGAAAAUAAAACGUAGAUUAUAUUUUCGCUUAUUUUGCAAAUAAACGUGACUUGCAGUUUGAAGAAUGUAGAAGUCACUGUGCUAUCUCAGAAAGGCAAAAAAAAGUAAACAAUGAAAAUAAGAAAGGCAAGGUUUGGGCAGAAGUUAUCCUUUUACUGAACCAUGUUUAUGGGAUGGCAAAAUAAACACGUUCCUUGCAGAUUAUUUGCAAGAAAACAAAUUUGUAGGGAAAUUGGCUGUUUAUGUUGAUGCACAAAUACUCAUAAUCUGAUUCCUCGCACAGUGAAUUUGCCAUUCAUUAGCAUUAAGUAAUGCACAACUACAUAAAUGUAGAGCGAGACAAUUCCAAAUCCAUUACCCAUUAUGCUGUUGAAGGAUUUACUGUUUUCUAAUUUCCAAAUUCUGAAUGUCCUACUGCAUCACCUGCACCCACUUCAUCUCAAUGUGUGUGGUAUCCCUAAUCUCUCCUGGUAGUCUGAGUAUCUUGUACAUAGAUAUUAAACACCAGCUGUCAUGGAAAUUUUGUCCAACCAUCACAGUUGAUUGGAACUGAUUAUGCCUCAUCACUUUUGCAAUUCAGGACAAAUGUUCAUCCGUUCUGAAUUUUUAUUUAUUCCUUUUAAAACCAUAUAAAAUCAAUGACCACUCCUAAAAUAAAAAAUAUUUAUUGUUUUGGAGCACACCACAAUGGGCUUCUUGGCGACCGAACUCAGGACUAAAAAACAGAAAAAAAGAAUGUACGAUAAAGGCAAUAAUUACAUCUCAAUCCUUUUUGUGGGCUCACAUUAUUGUAAUGUAAGCACCUUUUAAGUAAUGUAUGCAAUUUUUAUUAUUUUUCUGCUUUGCCUUUUUUUUUUUUAUGUUUGUCCAGUUUAUAUUUUAAUGUGGGAGGACUCUGAUUUCUGUACACUUUAAACAGUGAUUUGGAAGGAUCAUUCCUUUUUAUUUUGGUGCAUAACGUGAGCCAUUGAAGAAGCUCUUAAAGUUGUGAGUAGCUACAGUGAAAAUGUAAUCUAUAUCUAUGGUAUAAUCUAUACUAUAAGACAAUAUUUUACAGUCCGUGAUUAAUUUAGAAAAUUCAAAUUCUUGUGGAAAUACCUGCAGUGCUUAUAAAAGUAUUUCAAUUUAGCCUGUACGAGCAUAGCACACACGGUUACCAAUUUUAAUGUGCAAGACUGAAAAUAAACCAAAAACCCCCUUCCAGGAACACCCAUGAUCUGAGUUUUGAUAGACUCAGAGGAGCAAUUAUCCUUGGACCAUACCAUCCAAGUUGGAGGACAAUAUUAUUAAGGUCAGUCAGUACUGGCGAGCUGCUUCUCUCAGAUUUAUAUCUAUAUUUGUGACUGAUCUCCCAUUAUCACUGAUUCAUUAUGGGUAUUAUUAUCAUAUUACAAGGACAAACAGAGCUCAAGUUAAAAAUGCCCUUUGAAGUACAAUCAUUUCCAUCUCUGUUCUUGUGUUCAAUGAACCUCAGUCACCCCUUUCUCCUUCUUCUGACCAGCAUUUCAAAUAACACUUUUUACAACAGUUGCAACAGCUUUGGUAGAUAUGUUCUCAGAGUGUAAAUAUGUCAUAGUGUCUGGCUUACAGUCUGCCAGAAAACUACUCUGCUUCAACUUUCACUCAAUUUUGUAACAUUAAAUAGUCUAAUUCCCAUUUCCUGGGAUCCUGCAAUACUUGCAGUUAUUUAAAAAAAAAAAAAAUAUGUAUUGUUUGUUUGAAGAUUUUUUAUUUUAUUACUUUUUUACUUAUAUUUUUACCAACGUAAAAUAAUCACAAUAUAAUAUAACUUUUUGGAAUCUGAAUUGAGAUGUGCUGAGUGAGACCUUGUAGAACUUCCCACACACGCGCACACACACGCACACACUACUUGUAAUAGUAUUGUUAAAAUAUAAACCUAACUCCUGUUGUGUAUGUCUAUCUGUACUAUCUCAAGAGGCUCCUGGAUGAGUUAUACUUGAAUUUACCUAUUUGUUAUGUUGUUUGGAUCUUUACAGAACUUACAGGCAACUUAUUUAUUUAUAAAAUAUUUUCCAAGAAUUUACUGUUUUCAAGUAUUUGCCCUAAUACAGUUUUGUGUGAUACAGAAUAUUCAGUUAUAAUAGUUAAAAUGUGGAGUAACAAUUUGUUAAUCCGAGGAGAGAUUUUGGAGUCAAGACGGAUUUUUUUUUUCUCCCAUUUUUCAGCAAAAUUGGGCAUUGCAACAAAUUGGAUCCACAACAGAAACUGUUGUGUGUGAGGUUGAACUUAAUGAACUUUUCUUUUUUUUGCCAGCUAUAUUAACAUGGAACUGUGUAGUUAUAUAGCAUUUUUUUUUUUUUUUUUAAAUCAUGAAAAUGUCAGAGUGCAUAUACCCCCACACAGUGUCACAUUAGAAGAUGUUUGGUACAUGCCAGUGUACUAACAUACAUACUCUCAUGCCAGGGACCAUUCAAAAGACUCAGACCAGAGCCCACCCAAUCCAGUGCCUCUCACACUCACAAAUUCUUAUUUUUUAUUUUAAUUUAAAUCCAACAAGCCUAACUAGCUUUAAAAGAGCAGGAAUUGAUCCUUACCCUGGGGUCCAGUGGGGCUGCUCCCUCGAGCGCUGUUUAGUGAUGCUGGACUGGAGUGAUGUCAUAUUCCUGCUCUCAGCAUCACUGCAGGGCGUGCAUGGGAGCAAAGCAAGAAUAUUUCAUCUCCCCGAGCCUGCCUCCUUCAUUCUUCCUCACCUGCCCUCCUCGGAGGGGCAGAAUUCCUAGUCGCCAUGGUUUGUCAAGCCCUGAUAUGACUAAAGAUCAUCUGGAAUGAGGAUCUCAUCAAGGUAUGAGUGGCUGUCCAGUGCUGUAUUACCAGCUUUCUUAUGAAGGAGAGGUUGAUCAUGUACUGUAAGGAACACUAACACUAACAAUACAUAUAUCUAAUGUUUGUGCUCUUUAAAGGACCAUUAUAGGCACCCAGACCACUUCAGUUCAAAGAAGGGGUCUGGGUGCCAGGUCCAUCUAGGGUUAACCCUGCAGCUGUAAACAUAGCAGUUUCAGAGAACUGCUAUGUUUACAUUAGGGUUAAUUCAGCCUCCAGUGGCUGUCUCAUUGACAGCCACUAGAGGCGCUUCCGCGCUUCUCACUGUGAAAAUCACAGUGAGAAGACUCUGACGUCCAUAGGAAAGCAUUGAGUAAUGCUUUCCUGUGGACUGAUUGAAUGCGCGCAUUCGGCGCUGACGUUGGCAGAGGGAGGAGAGUUCCCAGAGGGAGCCCGGCACUGGAGAAAGGUAAGAGUUUUUAACCCCUUCAGCCCGACGAGAGUGGAACCCUGAGUAUGGGGGGGACCUAAAGUCCCUAUAGUGCCAGGAAAAUGAGUUUGUUUUCCUGGCACUAUAGUGGUCCUUUAAUAUAAAAUACAUGCAUAUAUAUGCCAAAACACAUUAAUACUCCCCACAGUGUAAAUAGAAAAAUUACUGUUGUGCAUCACCUGCAUAUUUCAAGUUUGACUUUGGAAAGUCCCCCUUGGGCACAAAUGGGUACAGAAGCUUCAAGAAAUUGUUUUCAUGGCUAUUCCCAGUUAGACAUGCAAAUAUAUAUAUAUUUAUACUCUGUAUAAAUAUAUUUCACAUACAACCUGCAGCUCAACUACUCAUAGAGUAUGUUUCUUAUAUUUAGUUUUUUAGGAUGUUUGGUACCAAUUCUUCAGACUAUGCAUUACAUAUCAAGUUUAGGGAAAUAUAUUAACCUCCGUUAUUUAUGAACACUAAUCCGUAAUUCUGUUUGUUGUAACAAAAAUGUAGGCGGAGUCCUAGUCUAGUGUUUCCUUAUUUGCAUACGCAGCACAGAGGCUGCUGGGGAAUCUUGUUCAGCAUUAAAACAUGAAAGACAUUCAACUGCCCGCACAAACAAACAAAACUAAAAAAAACACUUCUCUGAAUCCUUUGCAAGCCCUCCCCUACUAGCCCCGCCCAGAUUUUCUGUGGCUGUCCAAUCACAGACUUCCCAAUAAAGCUCAAUGAGAAGUCUUUUUACAAGUCAUGCUAUGUGGGCAAUUGGCUGCCUCUUGAGUGUGGCUGCACUAAGCUAGACAACUAGGACGUAACAUUACCAGUUCUCUUACAGCCAGAAGGGUGUAACCAGUAUAAUUCAUAAUAGUAUCAAUUUGUAUUGAACACUUUUUAUAAAAUGAAAAAAUACACACUUUUAACACAUAAAGCAUUUCAGCAACUUGAAGUAUUAGAGGGGUCUGGAAUUUUCCUUUCAAAACACUUUUUUUAAACACAGAAUGAAAGGGCUGCACCAGGGUUCUCCAGACACUGCUUUCACUUUAAUUAGAUAAGGCAGUUACAGUGCCUACACUGACUCUGUUUUCCAAUCUUACAAACAUUACGUUUUUCUCACUGUACAUUGAACAAGUACAUGUAAAUUGCAUUGUUUACAGACAGCACAAAUAACAUUGCUUAAGGUAAUCCGGGAGAUAAAUGAAAUGGAGAAGAAUCGUCAUGCUCAAAUAAGUCAAAAAACUCUCAUCCAUGUAUUUAAAACUAAUCAAUGCUUAAAAUAUUGUUUUUAUUUGCUUGUUUGUAAUUAACCUAACCAUUAGAGCAGCAUCUUUAAACAUGAUCAUGUUAUAUAAAAAAAGCUUUACAGUUGAACUCUUUCAGGACAGCUCGUAGUCUCUACUGCUGGGACGUGAGCUAUACAAUGUCCCAGUGCUUAGCAUUAAAUUAGUCAUCAGCACUAGGAUUAAUUUGGGAUCAGUAGGAACCCAUUUAGUACAAUCUGUUGUAGCUUUAGAGAUAAGGACUAUGUUCGAUGUGACACCACCCCUUUUUAUCUUUGAAAUCUUAGCACGUGCAUAAUUGCAGUAUUCUAAUUUAUUUUUUUACCGUUGGAUAUUUAUUAUAAUGAAGCAUAGUGUUUAUAUUGUAUAGUUUUUGUGUUCCUUUUUUUUGUUUGUUUUUGUUUUUUUACUGAAAAAUGUACUGAUCCAUUAAUGCUCUCAAGAAUGACCUUAAAGGAACACUGCAAACACCAUAACCACUACAUUUUGUUUUGGUUUUGUUGUCAAGUGUGCCCCACUAUACUCCCUGUUGCAAGGAUUCAGACCGUUUUAGUGUGUGAUUGUACGUAUGUGUGUAUAUUUAUCUUUAUAUUUUUCCCUGAUUGAAAAAGUGUUAAAGCAUUUUACAACUGUAAAAAAAUGAGAAACCUAGUUUUGUUGUUGAACCCUGCUUGUCAUGAAAACCCACGUUGUGUUUAUUCUUGCUUUAACGGACAACUGUCACCUCAAAACUAUUCUAGCAUGAUAAAAAAAUACUUUAAAAAAAUUUUUUUUUAUAGAAAAGUAUGUGUUAAAUAAAACUAGAAAAACAAACCCCUGAUUUUAGUGUAUGGAUUCUUCAGCCAUAUACAUACAUACACCUUGGGUCAAUCCUGACCAAGGCAGGACACAUAGGAAGAAGUUUUGCCUGUCAAAUAGGGUUGUUAUUAAAAGUAGAGAGAAAUAAUAAGAAAAUUUUUUUCUUCUUUCUUUUUUUCCUUAAGUUUAUUAUUCUAUAUUGAGACAUUUGUGUUAACUUUUACUUUAAUUUGCAAUUAACGUUCAGUGUUUUGUAUUUUUGUAAUUGCUUUAUAUUAUGUAGCAUUAGGUCCGCUAUAAAGAAGAUUACAUUUGCCUAGGUUGUCAGUCAAAUAGAUUUCAUUAAAACGCACAAUUUUGAUGUUCUUCUGAUGGAUUUAUUUCAUUACAAACCAUGGUAAAAGGAUUGCUUUCUUUGAAACUUUGGCUUAAUCCCUUGAGAAUUCUGUCAUUUUAAAACACACGUGUGCACGCACACACACUUAAAGUUGUGGAAGUAUAUUAUAUUAGUGAUAUAACUAACUCACUAAUUAACGUCAUGUGACUUUUAUUUGCAUGAAUGAAAUUGCUCACCAAUGCUGCAUAGACUGCUGUACAAGCUCUUGGAGAGUCCAUUGCAAAUCACAUAGCUGUAGCAAUAAUUGCAAACUCUAAAUUAGAACUUGCUUUUAAUCAGAGACAGUUCCUAAUAACCUAUGACAUCAAAGAGUGGAUGAUGGCUUUACCUGCACCAAUUUUAGAAUACCUAGCUAAUGAAUAGGGUGAAGGGAGACCAGGAGAAAGAUAUCAAUGCUCUUUAAUCUUUGAAGAAGCGUAAGUGGUUGUGGUGCUUUGAGUGUCCCUUUAACUGAUGCUGUCAAUGUUCUCUUUGUUUCUGGUCGUCUUUGAACAGACUGCAGAAUGUUCAGAAUAUCUCGCAUACAUCUUUGUUGGAGAACACAGGUGCUAUAUGAAAGCUUUAGUCAUAUACUUUUUGUUUUGUCCCUAUGAUCUCCUUUUCAUCCUCCUCCUACUACUUGCACUCUACAUGCAUCCCUAGCCCUCCCCCACUCUACCCCCAUCAACUGCAGAUUUAGUUAUGCAUAGACAACUGUAGCAGAAAAUCUAAUUUGAUGAUUAGCAGAACUGCCAGGAUCACUUCAUGUCAAGAGAUGCUAUCUCUCUGCUUUCUCACUGAUUAAUCCCUCUCACAAAACAGCUGCAAUGAACUUGCCCCUAAGGGCUGUUUGUAGCCAUCAAUAUAUCUCAGCAGUGUCCCACCUAUUGAAGACUGCCAGGGAUACAAAAGGUAUAGCUUCCAUGUGCUGCUCUCUUUGGAACACACACAGGAAACACAGUAGUGUUUUGUAGCUUGUAGUGGUUACUUUUAUUUUGUUUUGUUUUUUUCUUUUUCUAAUUUGUUUAACCCCUUAACGCCGUUACGGCGUUCUAUGCCAUCCCGCAUUAAAUGGGUUUUAAAGCCGUUGCGGCGGCAUAUAAAUGCCGUAACGGCGUUAAGGGCUGUGGAUCUGCCAGCAGGGGGACUGUCUGAAAUGUCAGACAGUCCCCCUGCUGGUGGGAAAGUAAAAAAAAAUAAAAAAUGAAACAUGUUUUAAAAUAAAUUAAAUGUGUAUAUAUAAAAUAUAUAUUUAUUAUAAAUAUAAUAUAUAUACAUCUUAUAUGUAACGUGAUACGUAAUGUAUUUUAAUGUUAAUAUAAGUACAUAUAUGAAUCUUAAAAUACACUUAGAAUGACGUUACAUAUAUAUAUAUAUAUAUAUAUAUGAUAAUACAUAUAUAUAUUUUAUGUUUAUAUAUACGUAUAAUUACAAUAGUAAAUCAAUAAAAUUAUAAAUUUUAAUUUUUUUUAAUUUAAAUUAUAUAUACAUAUGUAAUGUCAUUCUAACUGUAUUUUGUUAUUAAUACAUAUAAAUUGGUAACAAAGAACACUUGGACUGACAUUCUAUAUAUAUCUAUAUAUAAAAUAUAAAUAACUGCACAUAUUUAUAUAUAGAUAAAUAUAUAUAUAUAUAUAUAAUUACAUAAAUAACUACAUAAGUAUACACGUAGAAUUUAAAUACAUAUAUAUGUGUAUAUAUAUAUAUAUAUGUAUAUAUAUAAAUUCUACAUGUAUGCUUAAGUAAUAUUUUAACAUAAUUAUGUGAUUUAAUUAAUUGUUGUAAUAUGUUUUACUGUUUUGAAACACUUAUGUUUGUGUUCAGUGAAGUCUCCCAAGUAUAACAGUACCCCCUAUGUACAGGUUUUAUGGUGUUUUGGAAGUUAGAGUCAAAUAUAAGGCUUGCAUUUAAUUUUUUUUUCACAUUGAAAUUUGCCAGAUUGGUUACGUUGCAUUUGAGACCGCAUGCAAGCCCAGGAAUGAGAAUUACCCCCAUGAUGGCAUACCAUUUGAAAAAGUAGACAACCCAAGGUAUUGCAAAUGGGGAGUUUUGAGUAUUAAAUAGGAACUGUGACCCUAUUUAAAUGGUGAUGAGUCCUUGAAGGUGUAGUGGCCUUGAUAUCUGCAUGUACGAAUAUACAAUUGGGCAUCUAACCUUUUUUUUUUUUUACCUGCAAAUUCCUCCAAUGAUGUCAUACAUGCAUGUGCCUGCGUGUUUUAUAUUCUUCAUCUUGCAGAUGAAAGUGCUUUUUAUGUAGUAGAUCUCACCUUAAGUGACACCAAUAAGAUGCAAAUUUAAUACAAAAAGUAAAAAUUACAAAUUAGAAUUUAAAAACGUCACAGCUAUUAUUUAGCUUUUAGUGAACUAUUACGUUGUACUGAAGCAUAAUUGACAUUUAAACCGUAAACGUGGGUAGACUUUAAAGGUGUUACUCCAAGCACCAUAAAAACUUCAGUGGAGUUCUUGAAACAUACAUAGACUAACCGCUUCACAGCUGGAGGUGCCACCUCAGAUAGUGUUAUUAAAUAGCUUGCUGGCUUAUGUCAAUUGUGUGCAAAAUGUAGGUGUCAAAUUACUUUUGUUUCUGUUUAUGCAGCCCUAGCCACACCUCCUAGUGACUGACCCAGCCUGCAUGGAAAAAAUAUAAUUUUCAAUCAGAUGUUAAAAAGACACUCCAAGCACCAAAAAAAACUAAUCUAAAUUAAGUUGUUAUGGUGCCAGGAGGCCCCUGAAGGCACUCUUACCUCAAGAGGUUAAUAACCACAGAGACAAUUUUAAAGAACGGUUUAACCCAUGAGGUAAGAGUGCCUCCAGUCACCAUAACAACUUAAUUUAGAUUAAGUUGUUUUGGUUUCUAAAAUGUCCCUUUUAAAGGGACACUGUAGGCAUCUAGACCACUUCAGCUCAUUGAAGUGGUCUGGGUGCCAACUCCCAUCACCCUUAACCCUAGAGUGGUAAUUAUUGCAGUUUUUAUAAACUGCAAUAAUUACCUUUGAUGGUUAACUCCUCCUCUUGUGGCUGUCUACAAGACUUCUGGGCAGAUAGGCGACUUUUGAUCGCCUAAACGACGUUGGACGUCCUCACGCUAUGCAUGAGGACUUCCAGCAUCACCGAAUCCCCAUAGGAAAGCAUUGAAUAAUGCUUUCCUUUUGGGAAAUCCUAAUGCAAGCGCAGCCAUUCAUUCGCAUUAGGUCUCCCUAGAGCGUGGGCGGAGCUGAGCCAGCGCCGAGGGACAUCGUCUCUGGGCCAGGUAAGUGACAGAAAGGGUUAUGAACCCCUUCUGCACCACGGGGGAUUGGAGGGGGGCCUUGACAAAGUGGGAAGCUAUAGUGCCAAGGAAACUAUUUGUUUUCCUGGCACUAUAGUUUCCCUUUAACUUCCUUUAGACGUUUUAUACUUAUGCUCUGUACAUGAAACAUUAAUCACACACAGGAUGAAGGAGAUACAACGUUCUAAUUUAAACAGAUUGUGCAAUAACCAAAGUUUAAACAUUUGAUCUCUUUAUAGGAAGUGUUUCGGAAGGGAGGUGUGACUAGGGCUGCUUAAAUAAAAUGAUUUAACUCCUAAAUGGCAGGGAGUUGAGCAGUUAUACUGGAGGGGCAUUAACUAUACACCAAAACUGCUGCCUAUAAUAAAUUUGGGGAUGUGGGAUGGAUCAGCCAUGAAGGGGUUACUACAACCAAAACUGUUUAGCUAUUUCUGGGCUAAUUCCUUCUAAUAUUUACCUAUUUAAUAUCAGCAUUUUUUCCCUUUCAUUAGUAAUAAAAAUAAUCCUAUGUAAGUAAACUAAAUAACAUCAGUACCAAAUUAAACUCAACUUGUUAAUCAUGAACACAAAGUGCUUCUAUUGUUAUUUCCAGUGAUUGCUUUGUUAUUUUGUUAAUUAUUAGCCCCUGACCUAUCUUAAUCGCCUGAUUGUCAAAGAGGCCAGUUGCAGGUUGCUGCUUCAUAUGGUUUGUGAAGGGAUUAAAUGUCCCUCUGGCUUUUUACUGAAAGUACUGUAAUUAACCCCUCCCUGUCACAGACCACAGGCUAUGUGCUAUAGAUUUAUUUAUUUUUUAUUUUAGUUUUUUUAAGCAUACGGAUCAAUGCUUUUGAGUCUUUGUAUAAAAGUUUGGAUGGAUGGUUGGGGGAGAUCUUUGAACUUCAGUGCAUUGAAAGGUGCAGUUGAAUGAUGCACACGUUAAUUUGAGGAAUGUUGCAGUCAAAACACUUCAGUUGUAUGAAAACACGCAAUGACGACUCUGUUUAAGUCUGUUUAAAGGGCACUACACUAAAUCACUUUAUAUUUUUUUUUAUUUACUUCUCAGCCUUGUUUAGUUCUGUGUGCUUUUUCUGCUGAAAUUCUUUUGUAACAUUUAGCAUCUGGAUUAUUCCUGAUGUUACAGGUUUACUGAAUGUACCCAAUCAGGGAGGAAAAACAAAAACUAGGUUCUCUGCACAUUGACAUGCGUUUCAUCCUGCUCUGGGAGUGCAUGUGUGUGCAAGGGCAGUUGAGGUUAACACUAAACUCUGGCUGCACCUUAUUUAUGCAAGUAGCAUGGAUUCAAGAUUUAGAUUUGAAAGGGUUACUCCAACCACCAUGACCACUUCUGCUAUAUAAAGUGGUCACAGUGGUAGGGGUCUGGAAGUACAGUGUUUCUGCUUGAAACAUAGCAUAUCCAUAGAUAUUCUUAAUUUUGUGUUGGGGCUAGAUACACCCCCAGGACACCUGACUUACGCAGCCCAGAACUCUGCACUAAUGUCAGUUCUUUGCAUAAAUUACGUCUGUCGUCAGUGCGCACUGCACAGAUAUGUCGAGGGAAAUAAAUGCAGGCUCUACCUACAAGGGAGAAGGUCUUAUCUCCCCACCUUCCCACCCACACCGAGAAAAGCCUCCCAAUCCUCUGUGUGGAUAUUUUUCUUUAUCACCCCCUCCCUCCUUCUUUUUUCAUUCUCUCCCUUUCAAACACUCUGUGCGGGCUUUCAGCAUGCGCAUUUGCUGUGAGCGCGUUAAAUCCUCCAAUCAAAGUCUUCUCAUUAAGAUGUCGGCACAGCCCUCGUGUCCCGAAGAUGGGGAACCACUGGGAUCUUCACCUGGUGCUGCAUUACAGUGAUGACUGGAUAACAGUCAUUUUGGGGCACUUACAGAAUAAUGCCAAUAGGCCGUUAUCCAGAUAAAACUGAAAAAUGAUUGGAGAAAUCCUUUAAUCUCAUUUGAGCAGGACUUUUUUUUAUCUCUGGUUUCUGUUCAUUUGCCAUUUACUUACGGUUUUAUAUCCCCUAUGCAAAAUUAUAAAGCUUUGUGGAAUAUGGUGGCAAGGCCAAAAUAAUUGGCCCCAGUCUCAAUGUACCCAAGCAGGCACAAAUACUCACAUACCUUUACACACAGAUACAUAUGGUUUGUUGAUGCUAUGUAAAUGAUAACGAUGUCAGGCUUCGGUGGUGACAUCAGCAAGGGGGCAAAGCCAAGCAUUAUAUGCAGUUUAUUUCUAAACAGCUAUUUGAUGGAAAUAUAUAUUUAAUUAUGUUGUUUCAAAAAGUCGACCAAAUUACAUGCUGUAGAUAGUCAAACUCAAACCAACAUAAUGUAUAAUAAUGUACAAAUAAUAUAAAUUUUGACUUCUUUGACAAAACUACAAUAAUCUGCCAAUAUUGAUUCCAUCUAGAACGUUCAUUAUGGAAUAUCUGGCUUCUCAUUUAGUCCACCCGGUUAAUCUUUAUAACCUAGUGGUCUAAAUCUUUGUCGCCAAACUUGCCCCCUUCCCCACCAGUUCCUUUGAUAAAACGGGGGUCGGGGGAAGGGGAAAAGAAAAGGGGGAAAAAACAAUGCAAAGAAAAAUAAAUCACAAGCUCUCUACAAAAUGUUCUGCAAACUCCUCAAUUUGCCUUUGAGAGAGAGCGGGAGGACAGAUGGAAUUUAGACAGGCGUUUAGAGUAAUUACUCUGUAACAAGGAUUUUGUUGUGAAAUUAGUAUCUUAAGGAGGUGGCACUGAUAUCUUUCAAAGGAUGAAUACCUCAUUAAGAAUCUGAAUCAAGAAAAUAGGAAAGUGGCAGUUUGCAAUUGGUGCUCAGCAGACACCUGCCUGGUUUUAAAUAACCGCUUUGUCCUUCGUCUUUUAAAAACUUGUAUCAGUUUUGCUGAACUGCUUUGUUUAAGUGAUACAAAUCGCUUGUGUUUUGCAUACCAUGGAAGAUCUGUAAUUCCAAAAAUGUAUGUCAAAGGAAGAUAAUCACGUCUGCUUGCAAGUUUAUAAUACCUUAACAUUAGCAAAGGUGUUCUUAUGUCAUGGUAAAGAUGGCCAUUAAAAGCUUUAAUGUUCUGCUUUCUUUACCUAACAAAUAGAAGAGGACAUGUGAUUUGAAGUCGGAUUAGAUCCAGUUUAGAUGCCUAGAUUAGAUUUUGCAUUCAGUCAUUAUUCAGACAUCAUGACUCUUGUUAUAAGCACUUUAAAAUUAUCCUACGCAUUCAGUACACCAGCUCAUUUGUUCCUUUCAUAAUGCUAAGAAUCCGAUGAAAAUAUAUUUACAUGAACUUUUUUUUUCCUUUUUCAUCUUCUUUGUGUUUUAUACAUAAAACGUGAAUAUUGCUUGUUUUGGGCAGUUUCCUAACUUUUACGGAUAAUUUUUUGCCAACAUAACAGAAGCUUUGUAAGGAUACACGCCUGCCAAUUUUUCAACAAUAUUUUAGUAGCUUCACAGGAGCAAUUUAGUAAUCUCUUAAUACAUAUAUAACUACUAUGUUAGCAUACAGCUUGGUAACACUGUGUUUAAAUGAAUGGUAUCUACAUACACAAAUUAGUUUUACAUUAGUGUGCAUAUACGUUGCAUCUUAUUAUGAAAUUGUGUAAAUUUCUAACAUUUUAGGAGCAAAUCAGUGGCAUCUUGCUGUAUAAAUUAGUCGUAUUUAUGUGUGCAAAUGAAUCUUUUAAUAUGUAAAUUAUCAGCACCUGUGUAAGCCAUGUUAGAACAUCUUUCUAAACACUGCAUUAUACAAUUAAGCUGUAUUUCUGUAACCUCCUCUAUUAAGAUUCAAUCACAGUGUUUACAGAGGGUAUGUCCAACUUUUACAGUUAAAUGAUGCACCAUUUUUUGUAAAGUCAGCUGCUAUGUAAAUUGCAUAGAAUACUACAAAAUAAGUAGGAAGCUGUUACUGACCUUUGAAUGACGAUAAUUGUACUAUGAUUAAGCUGACCGUAUAAAUGUAAAGCUAACUAAAAACAAAUCGAUACCGAAAGAUGUAAUCACUGCCAACACUGGCCUAGUAAAUUUAGAGGGAACAAUAUUCUAAUAAUGCUUAUUAACCAAGGAGAAGGUAUGCCACUGCCUCAAGGUCUACAGGAGUGUCCAGAUGACCCCCACCCACUGUAAGUAGUCAAAUUAUUUACUAAUGGUUUGACUGCUUACCUGGAGUUCCCAGAGCAUGGCUCCCUAACUCAUUCUGGCCAUGAGAGCUGUAAAUGUAAAUCAUACAUUGGCUCUCCUGAGCUAGCACAGCAGACAUAGCUCAUAGGCUGAGAGCAUCAGCUGAUCACAUUCAUGGAGUGAGGUAAGCAAUGCACUUGUGGUCUUAGCUCAGGCAGAAAGCUUCUGGUAGCAGAAACAAGGGAGCAGUGCCCAGUGCAUGCCAGGUAAGAAAUCAUAUUACCAAAAAGUUUACUACUUAUACAGGAGGGGGGGUGACCAUGACCACUGAACUAUUCACUCCUCCCUCCCCCCUUUAUCCUGGUUUACAAAAUAAAAAAUGCAUCUCAUCAUGUAAUAUAAAAAAAUAUAUAUAUAUGUAUUUUUUAUAUAUAUAUAUAUAUAUAUAUAUAUAGCCUUAUUGUCUUGUUGUCUUGUACCUUACAUGCCCCAGAAAUAUAUUGACAGGGGCUUGUUUUAUCUUAUGUGCAUCUUGGCAGUGAUUAUUUAAUGGACACUUUCUGCCUUCCCACACUGCUGUAUUAAUCAUCAGUAUGCCGGUACCUGCAAACUCCUUUACAGUUAUGGUAGCUAGUAGUCAUCACUUUCCAAAAUGUAUUAUACAAAGUGAUAGACAGAAAAAUAAAUUUCACAUGCUAACAUACUAGGAAUAAGACUAUUCUAAAUAAGCAACACUACUCUGAUACAUGUGUUUUAUUUAUCACCCCUCCACCCACCCCGGAUUGUGAAAGCAUGAACUCUGCCAGCAAUCUAUCCAUAUUUGUAUUUUAACCUAUUUUUGUUAUGGCUCAUAAAAUGCCUGUGUGCCAAGGGACACGUGAAGACAGACUUUCACAUGUUCCUAGUGUGUCGUGCUUAGGAGAAUGAAAUGGUGUUUAUCUGCGAUUACCAUCCACUGAAAAUGUUGACUUAACGUAAAUUGCUCAGGGUUAUUCAGGGUGCUCAGCUAGUGAGCUGUGUGGCAGGUAUCAAAAAUAUGUCUUAAAGUACAACACUUUUAAACAUCGCUAUUCCCUGAAAAUAAUCGCAAUAGCAGAAUCGCUUAUAGAGAUCAUAUUUAAUAUGCUUUUAAAAUAUUUUUUUAGAAUAUUAUGUAUAAUGUCAAUAUUUUUGUUUAUAAAUACGAUUCUCGUGCUGCAUUUUAGCCAUAUAUAUAAACCCUGUUUAGUGCAAAAUGUCUUGAAUUCAAAGUGAAUUUCAAAUUUAAAGGGACACUUUAGGCACCUAGUUCCCUCUAUCUUAUUGAAGUGUUCUGGGUGUAAUGCCCCUGUUGUUUUAACUGUACAACUGAAAACUUUGCCGUCUUGCAGGAACAGAAAUGUUUACACAUCAAGUUUAAAAUGUCUCUAGUUGGAUUGGCUGAGAUCAUCAAUAUUGAUGGUCUCAGCCUAGGAGGCGGGGCUCCGUCACGGAGAAUGGCACACCUCAGUGUGUCAUAAGUUUGCCAUGGCUAAAAUUUUAAAUUCACCUUUAAUUCACCUUGAAUUCUCAUUUUAGUGAAUAACCUUGUAACACUCUGUGUUGGGUAUACUUUAUACCUUCAAUGUCUUAGGUUUUAACCAAUGGUAAAGUUUUAACCUUUUAUGUGUGCUUAUAAUUAUACAAAUCAUAUUUUAAUAAAUAUUGCAAAUAUAAUGGGCGAUGUUGGCUGGCAACUAUGGUUUUCCUUCAAUUAUCCCCCUUUUUAUUUUUUUUAUAUAUAUAUUUUUUUUUUUAGAUUACUGUUCGAAUGUCUGCCUAAUAUCUACCAAUCCAUCACAUUUGUAUAUUUAUUUUUAAAAAUGUGGCUUUAUAUAACAAGUGCUGUUGCAAAAUAUAGAUAUUUGGUUAUCAUGGAGAAUAGUCAGCACUCUAAUAAAAAAAUUCUCUAUCUGACAAUAUUCUCAAAUACUUGUAUGUUUCUGCCCAGAAUCCCUUGCUGCAGCUGAUGCAGUGUUUGCUAUAUAAUUGUGUGUAUAGCAGAUUAAUGGACUGUUCCAGACAUGUGACUCUGCUCAGAAGUGUUCUUUAUCAUUAUUGUAUCAAUGUAUUAAUUGCUUUGCUGUCAGACAUCCCCGUAAUUUAUUGUUUUGUAAAGCAUUGUUGAACUCCACCAGAGGUCAGGCUGAUAUAUGCGUGUCUGCAUGUGCAUAAAAUACAGGAUUUUGCCCUAGAAGUCUAGAAUGUAAAAGCUGUAAUGUCUCCCAUCCCAAGCCUUGCUGUUUAUUUUUUAAAAAAUAUUUUAUUAUUUAAUCUACAAGAUAGCCUUAUAUAUUAUAUGCUCACAUAUUUAUACCCUUCCACUUCUGAAAAACAAUUCUACUAGGAGAGGUUCUUAUAAAAUAGUGUUUACUCAUUAUUCCCCUAAAUGUGCCACUUCCUAUUCCCUUAUGUUUUAUUGAACAACCUAGUGAAGUUACCCAAAGGCAGUAUUUCACAAUAGUUAUCCAGUUUAAACAGAAUCUAAUGACACUUGUAAAAGAAGGUCAUAUGUAUUAAAAUAGAAACAUGUCUAUCUUGAAGGAGAAAUUUAAAUGUAUCUAAACUUGUAUGCUGUAGGCCAUUUUCCCCCCUGUUAAAUAAAGGCACACCUGCUCAGGAAAGUAUUUAGAACUGCAGGUGUUAACUGUCCCAACAGCUAUUGAUGACCUUAAUGCUACGAUACAGUAUUCCCAUUGAUCCCAUACAGUCAUGCUGUAAAAGUAUAUAAAUAACACAUUCUAAUGUACUCUGACCUUAUAAUGAAUUGUUAAGGGUUUCUCUGUUCAGUUUGCUUCAAAAUCGUUCAGUUUCUUGUUGGCAUGUUUUGCUACUGGUGUAUUUAAAAAUCCUACGAUAUGGUAGAUCCAUUGGCAGUCUAAGCACCAUAACCUAUUCAUGCUGUUGUAGUGGUCAUGGCUGCUAGUAAUAAGUUCUGGGUUACAUUUAAUAAAAAAUGGAGGUCCGAAAACAAAAUUGCACUCAAGUUAUAAAUGCUGUCGAAAUAAGGAUGAAAUUGAUAUCACUAAAAGCAAGAGUGGAAGGUGGUUCCUUUAAGAAGCACUGGUUUUGGUCAAAGCACUUAAAUGGCUUGGUUUAGAACCAGGAGUAAUACCGACAGCCAACUAGUAGCCAUUACAUUGUCUAAAUCUCAAUAAUUUACAAUUUAAGUUGAUGAAUAGGUGGCAUUUUGUCCCAACCAGCAUCGCUAAAAUGUAUCCAAAUGGUACCGAUAGAUGCUGGAGAUGCAACAGAUCAAGGGGGGAUCAGAUGUAUAUAUGGUGAAACUGAUCUCUUUUUAAAUUCAAUCUGGCACAAAGUUGAAGAAUUCUUUUUUAAAUGGUUAGGACGUAAAUUUGACCUCACUCCCACUAGGGCACAUCUACAUAUGUCUUUUGAAGGGCUGAAUCAAGAUGAGAAAAAAAUAUUUGUGCAUUUAAUGACCGCAGCAAAAGUGUAUAGAGCAAAAAAACUGGAAAUCAUCAAAUUUACUUAAUUGGCCUAUGGUUAAGACUGUUUAUUUUCCAAUGCAGAAUGGUAAGAGGCAUUAUGCUAUACGCCAAUAAAGACAAUACCCAGCAUUCUUUCUAGAAUAAUAUACUCAAGGCAAUGGGAGAAGAUAGAUAACCAGAAUAAAUACAUUGGGUUACAUGUAUGACUAUAUAGCUGAGGGUUACAUUUCAUCCCAUAAGGAUAUUGUUUAAGGAUUCUUGAACACCAAGUCCUAUGUUAGUGUGUGUGUGUGUGUGUGUGUGUGUGUAUGUAUAUUAUAUAUAUGUAUAUAAUAUGUGUGUGUGUGUAUGUGUGUGUAUGUAUAUAUAUGUGUGUGUGUAUGUAUAUGUUUGUAAUGUAUUGGUGUGUUUUGAUAAUUAUACAUUUUUCUUUUUAAAAAUAUGGACACAUAUGUUUUUUGCAAAUAUUAAAACAGAGCAAAAUAAAAAAUUAAAUACUAAAAAAAAAAAAGUUGCAUUGAGUGAGAUGGUAGCAACAUCUAGGAAACACUUCACUGUACCCUAUAUUUAACUAUUAUUGACCAAAAUUGGCCCUGUGAAUCUGAUAUAUUGCUGCAUGCUCUUACAUUCUGAAAAAGGAUUAAUGCUCUUAUUUUCUCCCUUUUGGUUUACUUUUCUUGUAGUGUAACCAUCUGCCCAGCUGACCACAACUCCUUGUAACCAUGUUGGCCUGUCUUCAGAGAACCCAGAAUCCUCCAGUGAAGCACCUUUUAUGUGCAAACAAGGGACUAGAACCUCGAAAGUGUAAGUAGCCAUAACAGAAUUAUAUAGUGUUAGAAGUAGUUUUAUAGAUGUGCCUCUUCUUUAUUUAUUUGGAUCCUACAUGCUACCACUGAAGCCGUAUACAUUAUGAUGUAAAUGUAAUGUCUAUUAUUAGAUUCUGCGAUAUUUACUUCUCAUUGUUAAUUUAAAAAUAUAAGACCCAGGAAAAUGCAUUUCACGAAAAAUGACAGUUCUUGGUGAGGCUACAAUACAUACACUGACUUAACUAAUGACAUCCUCUUGAGUGACCUUUAACAACAUAUGAAUGGCAUAACUAAACAUGUUUGAAUCUUACGUUUGCCUAAAAGCAAUUUCUUUUCCUAAUUCUGUUUGUUUUGUUUUUUUGUUUUAUUUUAUUCAAAUUGGUAGCAUGUUUUUCUGUAUGUCGUAGUACCGUAUAAAUAUGCCUAGUGUAGCAAAUUGUUCAUUUUGUAUAUGGAUAUGGUUUUGGUUACUGCUUAAUAGCAAACAUAUAAUAAUACAUACACCCAUAUUAGUGUUUUUAUUUAUCAAUACACUCUCAGUUAUCACUUUGUUAGGUACUAGGUUUAGUAUUGGGUAGGACAACCAUUUUGUUCACAAAGAACAGCCUGACAAUGUUGUGGCAUAGAUUUUAUAGAUUCCAUAACAUGCUUGAAAUUCUCCUUAGGGAUUUUACACCGUGGUAACAUAACGGUAUCAGACAGCUUCUAAAACUUUGGGCUAUCGGAGUGUUCCAAAGCCAUGUUUAUGGUAGCUGGUUGACAUGAGAAAUUGGUUACUUGCAAUAAGCAGACAUCCCAAGUCUCCCAGUAUUUCCUUGAGAUUCCCUCAUUUUGCAUGGGUCUCCCUGACACCCGCAGAACAUGUAUAAUAUCCCGGAAAUCACACACAUGAUCUGACAUCUAAUGUAUAUCAGAUACAAAGGAUAUUAUACAUGAUUUGUGCCCCCAUUCCUAAUACUCACUAAGCAGAUCCAGUGGGGUACCGGCACUUUAAGAGCUGACCACAGAACCAGCCAGCAGGGAGGAAGUAAUGACAGGCUGUCACUUCCACCCUGCUUCACAAAGAACCGCACAGGAGGAAGAGAGGGAAGAGAAGGCAGCAUAGGUGCAGAGGAGAGGCUGGACUGAGCUUCUACUGCAUGCUCACUCACAUCAGCCUCAGCCAGAUCUCCAGGACACAAAGGUAAGGUAACAUGAGGGUGGCUGAUAUAUAAAGUAUAUGUGUUAGUGUUUAUCUGUGUGUUUGUGUCAGUGUGUGUAUCUGAGUGAUUGUGUCAGUGUGUGUAUCUGAGUGAUUGUGUCAGUGUGUGUAUCUGAGUGUGUAUGUGCUUGUGUGUGUAUCUGAGAGUUUGUUCCAGUGUGUGUAUCUGAGUGUAUGUGCCAGUGUGUUUAUGUGUGUAUCUGAGUGUGUGUCAGUGUGUAUCUGUGUGUGUGUGUGCGAGUGCGUGUAUCUGUGUGUCAAGGUGUUCAUACAUGUUUGCGGGCUUUGUGUGUCUGUGGUGUUGGGGGGGGUGUGCGCGCUGUAGAGGGCCACCUCCCUGAAAUACAUUUUUCCAGGUUGGGAUGUCUGAAUCAGUAUGUUUAUACGUACUGUUUCCAUAAAUUUAAAGCACCUUUGGGCUUUAGUGCUUUGCGAUCGUCAUAACUGUAGGAAUUAUGCAAACAUCAAGAAUGGCUGCACACAAUGGAUUGUAGAGGUAUAAGUUAUGGGUGCCCUUACCCCAUCCAUUUCAGACACCCCGUUAGGAGAUCUUAAAGGUAAAGUUUCUUUUUAUCUGGCGAUUUUGCCAAUAUUCUGUUUAAAGUAGAGGUACACUGACUCCAUGGUGAACAAUACCCAAAUAAUCUGCGUGUUUCAAGUUCACAUCAAGAAAACCUUUUUAUGUUAUGUUGGAUCAUGUUUACUGUGCAUAACAUAACUAGUUGUAGAAUUUACAAAAAUUAGUAAUCCCUCCCAGAUUAUUAUUUUAGGAAUCACAUAGCUAUUCGUAUUGCAUUUUUAUUCAACCCAUUAAUGUCUGUUACACAGUAUUUGUGCAUCUCUGAUUUUCAAAGGGCCAACCUAAGCACUAAAACCACUUCACCUUAAGUAAUUUUUGGAAAUCGUUUCCAAACCUACUAUUGGCUGUCUGACUGAAAUACAUUCCAUUAUUCAAUCUUUGUUUGCUUCCAGCAUUAACAUGUUAAAGGGUUACUCCAAGCCUGCUGUAGUGAUUAUGAUGCCAGGAGUAGCGUGGCCUGGUUCCCAGGUACUGGGGCAAAUCGUUUAGCCACGGUUUUCCGUCUUACCUGGGUCUACACUGGGUGCCAAUAGUACUUGCUGGAUGGUGAUGCACUUACGGCUUCUGCAGAGCUGUAGAAGCCGGAAGCAGACGUCCUCACCAGUCAUUGGCCCAGAGGAUAUGUCUUAAAAUAAUUCGGAUUAAUAGUGUCCAACAGUGGCAGGCCAAGUUUAGGCAGCCUUGCUAUUAUGUUAUAAAAUGUUCUGAUAUUUCAAGCACAGUAUGGGUUAAUUGUCUGUUUGUAAUAGGGAGACAUGUCGCUGAAAUCCAGCCUUCUAUUUCCAGUGUCACCAGCUCAGGGAGCGAAAUGACAGGACGUGAUAAAGGUCUUUCAGUAAUUUCAAUGGGGUUCUAUUUUAAUACAGAUUUCUUUGUCUAAAUUCUGUAAGAUUUCUUUAUUUAUUCCACCACUUGCUAUUUUUCCUCAGCUACUGUAUUCCUCUUAACUCAUUCCAUGCCAAACAGACUACAGUGUAUCAUUGACUUGCUAAGUCAUGGAUUGGGAUACUUGCAAAAUACAUAGAUUUAUAUAUAUGUAUGUAUGUGUGUGUGUGUGUGUAUAUGUAUGUAUAUAUAUAUAUAUAUAUAUAUAUAUAUAUAUAUAUAUAUAAAUGAUGAUUGAUAUACAAAGAAAAAUAUAUACAUUUUAUAUACAUAUAUCCCGUUUAGGAUUCGGAGCAAAUAAUAAAAUAACUUUAUUGAAUUACUGAGUACUGUUGAGUAUGAUUAAGACACGGGUGCUCCUUUGCCUCGGUCAUUUUAUUGGGUAAAUAAAAAGUUACUCAUGCCUUCAGAUCUAUUCAAAGACCAGCAAUAGAUUUUGUGGAAUGGAACAUGCGAGUUUGGGUCAAGCUGGGUUUAUAACAUAGAUUAAGACUGGCUGACGACCAAGGUCGGGAGGGCCUGCUAUUAUCUACUCACCACACGUCAAUAGAAUUACACCCAUCACCAGAAGGUCACAUCUUCUGCAAGCCAAGGUAAAGCAGAAUAAUUUAUCAUUUGUAUAUAGCAAUGUCUGUCAAAAGUGCAUCUAAUAUGAUUUUGCUUCCUCAAAUCCUUCCUGUUUGUUUUCCAUUUAUUUUUUAGAAACUAUUCAUAGAUCCAAGCCACAAAAUCUAUUUAGAAGACAGCGGAUUUCUGUCAAAUGAAUGAAAAAAUUAUUAAAUAUUCAUUCGUACUUCAUGACAGAGCCUUUCUUGACGUCCACAAAUAUACACUACAUUUUUUUUAUGUUUUGACUGGUCAAAAUUAUCACUUUAUUAUGUGUUUUAUACCAAAUCUGUAAUGCCAAGACCUUUUGAUGUAAAGGCUGGAAACCAAGUGUUCUUUUAUUCUCUCCUUGUACUUGCAUUUUAGUAAAUGAAGUUAUUAAAUUAUUAUUAAUUAUUUAUUAUUAUUAUUAUUCUGCAAUCCUACCCCUCCCCCCCUUAAAUUCCCCCCACCACACACACACCGCCAUUCUGACAAUAUAAAAUAAUUCUGUCUGCACAGGUAAAAGAUGAAGCCAACUGAAAAGAUGAUUUACCAACUGAACUGGUUUAGGGUGUGGAGAGACAAGUAACUGUAACUGGACAUGUUUAUUUUUUUCAGCCCCUAAGAGAAAAGAUCUAGUAGGAAGGAAGGACAGAUCUCAUGCAUAAAGAGCAGUGGCCCUGCUUGUGAAAUGGGACCCAAAGUAUAGACUAGACUAGAAGGAUCUUGACAUAGUUUUCCAAUCUUGUUAAAAUUAAACUAAUCCAAACAUGGACUCUGUUUCUCUGGAUGAAAUAAUGCUGUGUGUUCCCAGUCAUACAAAUAAAUAGGGAUUAUAUUCUGCUGUGACUGGUGAGAUGAACAAUAUACCCUUCUUCCCACUGGAGGUUCUGCAUUGAAUUUUCAAGACAAAAUGUGAAAGUCCGAUGACUAGAUCAUUAAGUGUCUCAUUACAGCCGCUGGAAAUUUCACACUUUAGAGAAUAUCCUUUGCCUAAUCCAAAAGACACAUUAUAGUAGACAGUGUAAUUAAACCAGGCGUAAAAUAAGAACUAAUAGAAAGAAACUCACGAGUUGCUUGGUGAGUCCAUAAAAUAUAUAAUGCUUACAGAAUAAAAACUGCAUUGUAGCACCACUCAUGCUGCUUUAUAUUUUUCCUGUCAGGGCUCAGAGACUUAACCCAUGACAGAGAAAAUCAAUUUUACUGUGCAUCAGGGUAGUAGGGCUCACACGUAUUAGAACAUGAGCUGAGCCCAUACUCACAGCAUGGAAGCCCUGUAGGCAGGUGCACACAUCAUUGGCAUAUGUAGUGAUUUGACCACACCUUUCAUAAAUGUAAACAUUGUAAUGUAAGAUAAUACAAAGAACUUCUUUCCUUACUAAGGAAGGGUAUUGAAACACUGAUUACAUUUUACAAAGCCCUAAAUGCAUAUUAUCUGCACAUAGUGCAUCCUUGUCCUGCGGCCUUUAGUUUCCGUUCUUCGAUCACAUCUUUUUGUAAUUUAAUGGUAACAAGUUAUUUCUCAUGAUAAUUUAGCAAUAUUUGUGCAUUUUUGGUAAAUUACAAGGAUGUUUUAUUCACGGUAAUUCUGCAUUCUAUAUGGAACAAUGUUGCAGAAAUUAUUCACACCAUUUACCACAUAUAUUAGUAGUUUCUUCACAAAUAUUCCCCAUAUUGAACAGAUGUAUUUCAAAUAGUAUGGUAAUUGGGCAUCAAGCACAUGAUUAAGUACCCUCUUUCUCUAUCAGGAGUGUUUCAAGGGGUUAAACAUGGUUUAAAAAAUGUCCAUUAAUGCUAUGUAGUAUGAUGAAGUAUUAUGAUUACACUGGAUAUUUGGAUUCUUGAGAAUUCCCUAUAUAAGCUGAUUGAGAAACUGUUCAAAAUAGUAACUUGUAGAUCCAACAGUAAAAUCACUAGCUGGAAAUCUUAAAAUUUAUUUUAUUCCUCCAAUACUGGCAUCCCUUCAAGCAGAAUGCAUGUGGCCAUGGGGUAAAGGGGGCACUGUCCUGAAAAAAAAAUCAUGAGAGCUGGGAUUCCUGAAAUUCAGUCCAUUUUUAUUAUCUCUAAUUAAAAAAAAAUCAUUAAUUUUGUACUACAUUUUGAAAACAUGUUAGUACUUCAUAAAAUACUGUUUAGUGGAUGAGCCUCCCAAUAUUAGCCCUGGGGGAAGGCCUUGCACAGGGGGCAUACCAGCAUGGACAUGCAAAUUGUCAUCUGCAUCUGUACAUACCUAGCAGCAUGAAGGUGCCUCAUUUGUACACAUUUAUGACUUUAUUCUAUGCUUGGCUCAUACAUGUACAUUUUCACAUUUAAUAUUCAUUUUUAUUUUUUUUUAAUAGUCUUUUUUCAAGAACAUUGGGUUCAAAGUGAGUUAAUCCAGAUGGGUUUUAAACCAAGGCAAUGCCAACAACUCUGGACAAUUCUAAGUAUCCUCUAAAUGACUUGCAAAAUUUAAAUACUACAUACACUAUUACCCUGUGAAAUGUUCUAAAACCAAAGCAUGCCCUCAGACCCUCUGCCAAUUCCAAUUUAAUGUGCAAGGUUUGCCGGACUGCCCAUCUACUGGAUACAAACACAUAAAGUAUGAUAUUUAUUCACAAAUAACUCUGUGGUAUGCAUUUCCCAUAUAGAACCCACCAUUAAAAUAUAAUAUGAAAACCUUAGAUUAACCUCUGACCCCAUGAAACGUUAACCUUUCCAUGUGUUAGGAAAAGCCAUGCCUGAAGUAACACUAUCUACAUGUCACGCACAUAUGUCCCCUGGAGCCAAAACAGAAAUAUUAUUUUCCUGUAGGUGUCCCUGAUAAUACCUUCAGUGUUCUAGUAGUUAGUGUUUUGUGGACCUGUCUGUGUCAACCACUUUUUUUUUUUUUUUUUAAUCUCUUAAAAUAUUGACCGCAGUUAUUUAUAUAGGGAGUUUUUUAGUUUUUUUCAUAAAUCCACCAGUGUUUUCACUCAAUAGUUGUUCCUUGCUUUGCCCCUGACCUUGCCAUUAUCCAGCUUUAGAGCAUAACCUUUUGUUCUAGCACAUUUCUUCCUCUGAAAAUGCUAAUUUGAUUUAUUCUUAAUCCUGGUAACCCUUACGUUUUUAGACCUAAAUCAGCACUACUGAUAAACUAAUUAAGAGUUUCCAUGUGUGCGGCAGGAAAGACUUAACCCUUUCAUUGCCAGCAGACCAAACAACGCAAUGCAGAGCAAUAAACUUCCUAGCCCGCAGAUCUUUCCUGAUUCCCUCUGUUGGAUGCACUGCAGGAACUGUAUUUAAAUUAUAUAUAAAUCAUAAUCUGCAAAUCCAUGCAGCCAAAUUCAUUUCACUAUUGCUCUGUUCAGCAGAGAGGAGCGUUCUUCUCUGUAAUUAAAUGUCACUUACAUGCAGUAUGCCUUUAUUCCUGGGCCGCUCUGGCCCUACUUCGUUAUAUUGAUGAAUCAGAACUGCACAUUAAUCUAACAUGAUAUAGCUAUCUAUACAUAAAACACAGCUACAGUACACAGCAGCUACAAUAAAACAAGAGAUCCAGUGUUGUACUUAGUACAUGCACAUAGGGUUAAAAUGUAGUCUUUAUUAAGAGCUGUUUUUCCCUUCUAAAAUGUACUAUUUCCACUUUUUAUAUUUUUAUACUCUCAAUAUGAAACUUUGUAUAAUAAAUAAUAUACAUUAAUGGUUAUAGUUGCAAACCUAGAAUAUCCAUAAACUACAUUGUCUGCAAUAUUAUAUUAUAUAUAAGAAGUAUGUGUAGAUAGACAGAAGAUCGUAAGCUCAUUUGAGUAGUGUUUCCUUCACAUCUUGUAUCUGUCAACAUUAUUUGUGUAUGUCAAUUAUUUAAUGUUAAAUAUUCUCAUUGUAUAUUUAGAAAGCUGUUUGGGGAAAUAUUGGUGCUCUAUAAAUUAUGACGAUAAUGUGAUAAUUAUAUCAUUUGAUACAAAAAAUAUGAUUUUUAAUUUAAACCAUCACAAAUAUAGCCACACUGUAAUAUGCUUGCACAAUGACAGUCAAGAUCAGACUUGUACAAUGGAACACUUCUGAAAUUGAAAAAAAAUAAAAUGGUGAUAUCUAGUUAACACCUUUGCUGCCAGUUUGAUCUGUACCAGCAUUACAGAGGUAGAAAAAGGAGCAACCAAUCUGUCAGAGAGAGAAAAAGCAUUCUCAUUUUAAAUGGAUUGGAAGGGCCCUGCAGCUUGCCGGAGGCAGGCUUAAACCCCCCUCUGUACUGUCAUUUAAGAGACAGAUCUGCAAAUAUUCUCUAUAUUAAUAUUUCAUUUUUCUCUUAAAGGCACAAGGCCAUAUUAUGUGAUACACGGUAAUGAUUGCUCUUUUAAAACUAGUAAUCUGCUCAUCGUUUAACCUUUUAGAUUCCAAAAGACAUGCGUUGAGAAUCUCGCUCGUGUAGCUGGUAAUUAGCAGGCUGAUUUGCCUUUACUAUGAGUAAAAUAUUAUAUUAUGACAGGAAAUGGUAAUGCAGAUUAAUGGCCACAAUUCAUGGUUCAAUGACUGUAUACUUCUUGGGGUAAAUCGUAUUUUAAUGGAACAUUUUGAUUGUACCAGUGAAGCAUGGCUGUAAAGAAAAUCAAUACAACUGACUCCAUAUGUAAUAAAUAGGAAACACAAAAAAAGUAUCCAUUCCAGAUGUGUGCAUGUAAACAGUGCCUUGAUGAGACUGGAAUAUCAAAAUUAAAGUUUAACAUGUUGUGUCAGGACUUCCAUAAAAAAAGCACAAAAUUUGUAUUUAUUGACACGUCUGACAUAAUUGCAGUAUGCAACAAUGUUUUUGUUUUAUGAUCAAGUAAUGCUUGGCUUUCCAAAAGCCAAUUCAUAGGUCAAGUGCCCGAGGUCGGCUAAGGUUGGGGAGGGCAAUAGUCUGCCAAUCCAGCAGACUUACAUUAACACACACAGACCUUACAAUAUUGUGCUUAGUCACUGGACAUUCAGUCUGUUAAACGCUGCCAUCGUUUAACUCUUUGAGUGAUUGUGAUGCACAUGGUUUAUUUUCUAAGACAUUUGUAGGGUGCCUAUUAUCAGUUCUAUGUAAUUACUGCACCCUAUUCCCUGUGUGUGCAUAGAAGCAGACAGUGCUUGGAAACAACCACAUUUAUGCAUAAAACAUUAGAUUAGACAAGUCUUGACUGUAUAAGAAAUAUGUUAGAAUUAUCAUAUUUUGUAGGUCAAAUAUUAACAUGAAAAAUACAAGGGCAUAAAAAGUCAAAAUUUUGAGAAUGUAAUAAAAAGUUGGGUUGGGUGAUAGUCUGGUUAAGGAAUGGGUUAAUACAGUUUACUCGCGUUCAGAUGAACUGCCCGCUUAGGAUUCGUGUUGCCCUCUAGGACUAUAACACGAUAUGACAAGCUGUGCUGUUGCACCAGUCAGGGCUAAUAAUGUGUCUUGCGUUGUUUGUGCUGAGCAGACGUAUGCAAAAUGAUGUGUACACAGUGUCUGGCUGGACCAAGUUAACCAUCCUAGUGCCAGAAGUAUGAGUAACACAUUUUUCUGGCACAUGUGCAGAUUAUGUAUGGCAAUAUUCAGAAUGCCACAAGACUUAUGUAUUUGAGUCAUAUUGCGUAUCAUGUAUAAAUAUUAUGCCUGGGAAUACACUGAAACUGCUUUAUGCGGGUAUUAGAGUCCUUUGGUUUUCAUCCAUAUAGCCCAGUUUUGACUUUAGAAGCAAUUUAUUAUAAUUCUUGAGUGCUAAUCUUGGCAAUAUAGUGAAAAGUAAACAAAGGCCAUUUUUUGAAAGUAAUUAGACUUUAUUCUUAUUUUCUUAUGGUAAAACCUUAAAAGAAGACUCCAGUGCCCAAAUGUAACAUUUCUGUUUUUAAAUCACUAUUUAGUAGAUAUAUCCCUAAUGAAAACAUGCAUGCUUUUAAUGUUUUAAUUGUGCGUUUUUUAAAUGGGUGCAUAUCUAAAAAAAUAUUUGAAAAAGCUGUAGAUCUUUUGCCCCACAGUCUUUUGGACAGCCAAAGAGAGUCUGGGUUAAAAGGGAAUGACUGGCAAUCACAGACUUCCCAAUGCAGCUCAAUGAGAAGUCUUUGCAAGGCAGGUGCUCUCGGCAAUAGCUGCCUCUCGAGUUUAGCUCCACUGAGUUAACCAUCCAGGAAGUAACAGGACCUUUUGUCCUUUUUAAUAUGUUUUUGGUAGACAAAGACAUACACACGUACAGUCAUACUAUGUGGUAGACAUGUGCAAUCUGGUUCGGUCCGAAUUGAAAUUUGGCCGAAUUUCGGACGUUUGGAUGCUUCUGAAUUGCCAAAUUUCGGAAGUGCCAAAGUGCUUCGGACUUCUGAAAAGUGGCAAAACAGGUAGGGUUAGGGUUAGGUUAGGAGUUUGGUUAGAAGUAAGGUUAGGGGUAGCGUUGGGUUAGGAGUAGGGUUUGGGUAAGAGUAGGGGUAGGGUUAGGAGUUGGGUUGGGUUAGGGUUAGGAGUAGGGGUAUGGUUAGGGUAGGGGUACCUCUACCCCUAACCCUACCCCUAAACCUAGUAACAACAUAUAUUUUUAAUAUCCAAUUGUUUAAUUUUCAUUUUACUCAUUGACACAUUGUUUAUUUUGCUAGGAACCGAACUUGUGAUCUGAGGUUUGAACAGGUUCUUCUACAGUUGCAAAAUCAUAAUCCACUUCAGACUAGAAUGUCAUAUGAUCUUGGAAGCCCACUCCUACUAAUCCAUCUUAAAUUUAUAUGUACAUUUCCAAUAUGAAAUUUAAUGUAACAUGGUGUGUUUACUAUUUUAACUAACUGAUGUGCAACUGUAGGAUAGAUUUUUACUUGUUUAUUUGUAUUAAAUCUUUUAAACAAAAAGCAAUGAUUAUGCUUCAAAAUAUGUCAUCUUUAAUCUGCAUUUGUAUUUAACUGAUGAAAAACAAAUAAUUUUACAUUUCUAUCAAUCCAUUCUAGAAAUGUUAGGACUUAAAAUGUAUAGGAGUUCAGUUUAUACUCUGAGAUGUAAAAAUGUAUGUAAUUAUUGAAACCUUACUAUCUGGUUAGCACAUGAAGAAGCAUUUGAGGAAAAUAAUUUGUGUAAUAAAUCAGCUGUGAUUUUUUUUGGAAUAAGACUGGUAUAUCCGGUUUCUGAUUCUAGUUUACAUGAUUCUCACUGCUAUCUAAUGCAGGAGACUUCAAUCUGCAUCUAUUUAUCUUCUGUUAUAUAUUACUGACCGUCACUUUAUAAUUUUAAACUGCUAUCAAACAUGGACCAAUUAUCAUGGAAACCAGUGUGAUUGUCCUGCAUAUUUCUGUUGGUUUCCUCCAACAGAUCUUUGUGAAUUUCUAUUAUCAGUUCCAUUACUUUUUAUUAAUCACCCACCUCAUUAGUAAAGAAACGGUGGUUUGUUCUGCCUGAAUCCCUAUCCCCCUCAGCUCAUGUGUGCAGUCUACUGGUCUGUCUGCCCAACUUAUGGGUGGAAUUCAUUGCAUGCUGUAUUAGAUCUCUUGAGGGUUGGAUGAUUUUCAAGUCACAAUUAUCAAGUGUUUAUGAAGAUCGGCCCAUCAGAAUUUCUUGCCACUGCCUUCCACCUCUUCCAUCUCAUACAUCUCAUUUAUAACGUCAAAUCGCCUCUUUCGUAUAGUCUUCUUUCAGCAACAUGUGCCCUUACCACGGCAGAACGAAAUUCAUUAUAGUGCUCAGGCUGGCAGUGUAUCAUGGGAAAAUCCAGUUCACUAACACUUUCUGUACUACAGUCGACAUUCAUUGGAAUGGGGAUUCUGAUCUUCCUCUUGCCUCACUUUGGUUUUUGAAGACCAUCAUCUCAGCCCUUAUGGUCUCCUCCUUUUUUUCUUGAUUCUGUAGUCUGCCUCACUUGUCUCUUUCCACUAACACAUAGUGUAACAUUUCAAUAAAUACAAUUGCGUUUUCUCAAGCACAUAGUCUGUGUCCAAGGAAUUUUCCUCUUCUAGAGGCACAAAGCAGUUAAUUUCUCUAGCUGAAUAAGACAAGGAAUUUAUAUGAAAGUCACUGCAGAUAAGGAAUUUAUGUAACAUAUUUUGCUGUACAAAAGGCAUGAAGCAGCUGGCCAGCUUUCCGAUUUCACUGAUCUAAAAUGGAUCAUUCAUUAAACAAAAAUCAAUGAUGUCGUAUCCCCAAGUGAUUACAGUGCAAAUUCUUCUUUGCUUUAAUUAUGGCUUUUUUCCUUUUUUUUUUUUUGUGGGUCGUCGAUCCUUUCCUUACGUGUAUCUCUUUUUUUUUUUUUCUGAACAGUUAGGUCGUCUAUGAAAAGGCGAACACUGUGAUAAAGUACUUUAUAAAUACAGACUGUGCUUUCCAGCUAGGAGGAAAGAUAUGACACCCGAUAUUUAACAAAAACCUUUUCAUCCCAUUUUACAGUGCUGCAAAAUAUGCCAGGGCUUUAUAAAUAAGCAAUGAUGACAAUAAUGCUUGAAUUGUGAAUGGCUAGAACGAAUUACAGGAGGAAAGCAUUUUGCUCUUCAAAGAAAGAGGAAUACUAUAAGAGAUCUUGCUCUGAAGAAUAUUGUGUGGCAGGCUCCUGACAAAUGAAGAAGUAUUACUUUUACAGAAAAAGCCACCCAGCAAGUGUACUUGAAAAAUGUUCUGCCGGGCAAGAGUAUGCUUACCAUAAAAUAAAACUAGGCAUUAUAUAGGUGUGUGUGUCUAUUAUUUUUGCUAAAAAUAUAUAAUGCUAUCGAGUCCCAUUCUGCAAGGUUGGUGGCAUGAUCAGUGAAUUGUUUGCCAUAAUUCCCAGUUGACAGACUCUGCAUGGUUGGGCCCUCAAUUAUGGGGCAUUGCUUGCACUUAAAGGGCUACUCCAAGCAUCAUGACCACUUUAGUGAUUUGAAGUGUAUAUGGGUAGCAUUUAGUUAUGUAGUGCUGUACAUAUGGAGAGAAGCCCCUUUGCCGCUGGAAGUGUAACACCACCUCCAGCUGCAUUGCUAAAGUGUCAUCAGCCAGCUUGGAAUUAGAGUUGGGUACUGGCUCAUGUCAGUUCUGUGCAUAUUCCAAUGCACAGAAUUGCAUUUAUUGGCUAAGAGCAGUCUGCAGAAGCCAGGUAUUAGUCAAAGCAAACUUAAAGGAAAGCAGGGGCCUGGGAAGACCAGGUAAGAUGGCAAAACAUUGCAAAAUGUUUGCCCAAUUACUGGUAAAUAGGUCCAGCUUGCUGUAGUGGUUAUGGUGCCAGGUGUCCCCUAACAACCAAAGUCUUUUUAAAUGGUUUUACUUCCCACUUAUUGUCCAGCAGGCACUGCUUCCCCACCUACAUUACAAUCUGAGAGAGCCUAAAGUUCCGUUAGCUCUCCUGAGCUAAGCGAUGCAGUGCAUUUUACAAAAAGUGCAGAUCUCAAUAUAACUUGGUCAUUUUAUACAUUAACUUUGUUGCACACCCCUGGCUGUCAGACAGAUGGUCCUGUUACUUCCUGGUUUGGUUUGCUCAGUGGAGCUAAACUCAAGAGGCAGCUAUUGCCCAGAGCACCUACCUUGCAAAGACUUCUCAUUUAGCUGCACUGGGUGGUCUGUGAUUGGGCACUCACAGAAAGUCUUGCCGUGGUUAGAAGGGGAGGACCGACAAAGGCAACAGACAUGGGGAUGUAUCCUUAAAAUAGGGAUUUUUUUUCCCCUUUGUCCCUUUAAUUGGUAAUUCAGAGAAACAAACUAUUGCCUAAAAUGUAGCUGAUGUAGAUGUAAUCUGAGUGGAGAAGGAGUCUUUCCUUUGGCAUUUUAAAAUGAAACAAGAAAUGUUAUUCUAAGUGAGAGUCCCACCUCAUUCUGGACAUGUGAUUGAUCAUGGGACAUUUGGAAUUUGCAACGCAUGCUAAGCUAUUCCAGAACAGCACUGUAUUUAAUGAAAUCUCAUAAAAAUAAAUAAAUACUAGCACUCUGAUGGCAAACGUUUAGCCAGCUAUUAUGAUGUGCCUUUACUUCCAAAAUGACAAUUCCUCUUUAAGUAUCCAGCUGGAAGAGGAGUAAAGAGGAGUUUUAUUUUCCAUUAUAAGUUUGCAAAUGUCACACAGCUAAUUAGUGCCACAUUAAUUGAGAGUUGGGGAUUCUGCCAAGGACAGCGGUGUCAGCUUGAAGGACAAUGCAGAUAGUGUGUGGCAAAAUGGAAAGAAAAAUUUGUCACUGAAAAAGAUAGUUGUAUGUAUCUGUUCAGGCACGCCUAUAAUCAAGAAGAUGUAAUCCUUAAAGGAACACUAUAUUGUCAGGAACACAAACCUGUAUUCCUGACACUAUAGUGUUUAACUAUUUAGCCCUCCUUAGAUCUCAGGAAAAAAGUGUUUAAACUCAUCUUUCAUCCCACGCCGCACUGAUCUCGACAGUGUUGGCUCCACAUGACCCCUCCUCCAGUGUUGGCUCCACAUGAUCCCUCCUCCUCCUUUAUGAUCUCAGCCAAUCCAAUUCUUUCCCAUAUGAAAGCAUUGGGUGGCUAUUAUGCAUGCGUGGCAUAAUUCCGCUCUGCUCCAAUCAGCAUCUCCACAUUAAAUCAGUGCAUCUCUAAAUCAGUGCAUCAGUGCAAAGCGUGGAGAUGCUGAACGCCAGUGCUGCUCACUCUGCAGCACUGGUCUAGGAAGCAUCCGUUAGUGGCCAUCUGAGUUACUGCACCGAGAGGUGUUACUAGACAGCAAUGUAAUCACUGCCUUUUCUCUGAAAAGGUAGCGUUAACAUUUGAAAAUUCUGCAGGGAUUACAUUAGUCUGUAUCUUACCCAAAUGCACUCAUAUACCCCUUGCCAACCUCCAUGAUGGGGGAGGGCUAAUGAACGAAAAGAUAAAAUAUAAUAAAAGAUUCCCAGCUAAGAGAAACAAUAAAGUCACUUAAAUGUAAAUCUCCAAAAAGCAGGCCCUAAGGCUAAUUGUAUUUAGAAAUUAAAGAAGAUCCCCAAUAAAGAGUAACAGAGCAACUCUUCCAAGUUUUAUUAAGUGCUUGUGUUUCCAUUGAUGGAAUACAUUUCAUGUGUCAAACCAUUCCUUGAUUCCUGUCCAGUCAAUUGUUUAGUAGAGAUGGCCCUUACACCUUUCUUUAAUAAAUAAUUUUGCCUAAUAAGCAGCCAUAUUAUAGAGUGUGAGGUUUUCACAUCUGCACUUUUUAUACAGGGCCAAACUAUAAACGUAAUACGUGCCAAUUUUUAAUCCGUAUGAUUUUCAUAUUACUCUUUACACAUUAACACAUGGAAACGCAAGCACUUAAUACAACUUGGAAUGUUACAUAAACUAUUAAAAUUUAGGGAUUCUCUGUUUUGUCCUCUUUAAUGGGGUUAAUUAACUCCUUUAAGAGGAAAGGUUUGUUUUUUACCGUAAGAACAAUAAGGAUGUGGAAUUCUCACCUGACGAAGUGGUUUUAUCAGUCGACUCUAUACAGAUGUUUAAACAGCAACUAGAUGCAUACUUUCAAAAACAUAAUAUUAAAUUACAUAUUUUUUUUAAACUGUGGGGUACUAGCUUCUUGAUCCAUGGAUAAAUCUGACUGCCGUUCUGGGGUCAAGAAGGAAUCUUUUUUCUAAUUUGCAAAAUUGGAAGUGGUUCAAACUGAGUUUUCCUUCUUUUGGAUCAACAGCAAAAACAAAUGUGAGGAAGGUUAAACUUGUUGGACACAUAUCUCUUUUCAGCCCAUGCAACAAUAAGACUAAACCUCUUGUGACAGUGCUAACAUGUCAUGCAUAGUAAAGGAUCUUAUAUUAUCUAUACCUCACCCUCUAUAAAAGCAGUUUCCAAACAAAUCACUCCUAGAAUGCUACAGUGCAUGUAGGUAGGUUCUCCAGUUGAGAAGGUGCAAAAACAUGCAUUGUGCGGAACAAAAUGGAUUCAUGUUAACCUAUGAUAAUCAUGUUACAGAAAUUUCUCUGGUGAAAGGGAUCCUAUAGUGCCAGGAAAACAAAGCCAUUUUCCUGGCACUCUAGGGUUAUUAGGUAACCCCUUCCUCUCGCCCCCCCUACUUUUCCCCCACCACUUUUCCCCCACCACGUUAAAACCCCAGCAGGGAAGACCUAAUGCACGUGCGCGGCAAUGGCCGCAUGCGCAUUACACCUCCCCAUAGGAUUACAUCUCCCCAAAGGAAAGCAUUAUUCAAUGCUUUCCUACAGGGAAAAUCUGACGCUGGAGGUCCGUAAGAACGUCCAGCGGCAGAUAACGGACCAAAUGUCCGUUUGGAUUCCAGGAGGGCCCCAGUGGCUGUCUGUCAGCAGAUUUAGAGCUGCAAUGUAAACAUUGCAGUUUCUCUGGAAUUGUGAUGUUUAACAUUGCAGCACUAAAUGCAAAAGGGUCACAGCACCGAGACCAUUUCAAUGAGCUGAAGUGGUCAGAGUGCCUACAGUGUCCCUUUAAUGGAACCAUACAGGAAAUCCAGUCCAUGAUAAUGGUAAGGAUGUUUCAUAUAUAAUAUAAACCGAUUAAUAACUGUUAAGUGUCCUUCUCUGUAUGUCUGCUCUGCUCAUGAAAUUAAUACAUUUCACAAUCAUAUUGAAAUAUCCCAUUACAAUUUCUAUUAGCGUAACAUUUUACUGGAAGCCGCAACUAAAUGAGUUUAAUAUACUGGUUAAUAAGGGUUCCUGUUUUAGACCCCUAUAACCACUGUGUAACUGAUUUAAUGGAGUGAUGCUACAGGCGGUCUUGAUGGCAUCUUCUCUAUUUAAUUAGCAACUGUUUGAAUGGCUCAGUUUCCAUACUUCCACCAUUUGAGUCACUCCUUCCCUUACGUUAUAUAUGCUACAGAUUCCCUUACUCCAGCCAUCUUAAUUUGUGUGGAGAGAUGGAACUUCACAAUAUUUUUCCCAUGUGGAUUUGUGUAAUACGGUUGAUGGCUUGUAUGUACUUUACUACUUGUACUACUACGUAGAGUGCAAGCUGCCAGGACAAGCUCAGAUUGGAAAACAAACAAAUAAAAGCAAACUUGGUCUCCUGGUUUGUAGUGAGAGAGAGCUAUUUUUUGCUAUUUUAUUUAGGCUAUAUUAAGUGACACUAGUGGUAGGCAUGGAAUGGGAGUUGUUUUUCUUUGUUAUACUAUUUAGUUGGGGUUUUUUUUGUUCUUUUAAUAAGUGACCAACUGCAUUUUUUUUUUCUUUUUAUGUUGUAAUGGUCCAGUAGAAAGGCUUAGUUGUUGGUAAUUUAUAUCCUUUUUUUUUUAUCUGGGGUUCUUCACUUUUUGAUGGGGAUAACUACUGCAAAACUAGUCAUGGCUUCAAAAUGUAUUUUUGUUGGCUCCUACCAUUUGUAAUUUUUUUCUAUAGUGCUCUUGAAAUAUGCCACUUACUCGUGUCAUCAAAAAGACAUGAACUCGCUAUAGCUUUAUUUAGGGUAUCCAAGUUAUUUCAACCUAUUCGUGUUGCAAAACUGUUACCUGCAUGAGAGGAACAUAAUUAUAUUUUCUCAUUUUAAAUAGGAAAAAAAGUAAACGGGGGAAAAAAAGGCUUUUCUUAAAUUAAUAUUUUUUUCCAUCACAGUUGUUCAAACUUUUGAUGAAAAAUAAAUGUGCAUGGGCAAUUAUUAUUUUAUUUCUCUGUGUAAUAGAGUUUGAAAAACCGUGUUAAUUUUGCAGCUUUUGAUUAUCUGUAAAAUUGCAACGAAAGGGCUUUUUUGGGGUUCAUUAAAUAAAAAAAAUUGCUGAUUUCUCUUCCUGCGUAAAUAGACUGUUUGUAUGCUUUUUGGAGGGGUUAAACACCCAUGAAAUUACUUCUGUAAUGUAUUUUACAUCCAAUUUAUUCUGACUGGGUUAAAAUGAGGUUUGCAGAGUGGACUAAAUUUCUCUUACUCUUACUGCCUGUAUUGCACUAUUUCCAGAAGAAUAAACUUGUGAAUCAGAAGAAACCAAGGAACUGAAGAGGUUAACAUGCUCUUUUAAAAUUGCCGUCCUCAUUAGAACAAGAAAAACCAAUAAUUGGUCAUUGGAUUAAAUUAAAGGAACUGCUAUAAUUGAAGGCAGGAAUAGACUAGCAUUAAGAUUGUAGCUGCUAAAGCUGCAUAUCCCAGAAUCCUCAGCCAGUCAUAAUGCCUCCAUUGUCCAUAUCAACUGGAGGAAAAGACUUCUAAUAUUCUGUGUGCUAGACUUGCCAGUACUUGAGAUAUACAGCCAGAAGCAUACUUCUCAAUAUCCCAAAUUUUCAUUGUAUUUUUCAUUUAUCAUUUUGAUGGAUAUUUAAGUUACUGCAUAACUGAGGAAAUAUGUUGUCUUGCUAGAAGAUGGCCAAGAUAGCAAUUCAAACUAUUUAUAGACAGUUACUUAAGGUUAAACAUACACUACACGGAGUCUGAUUGUUAUAGCUGUGGGAUGCUGCAAUACUCUAGUUCAGGGAUAGGCAACCUUUUAGCAGAACUGUGCCGAUAUAGGAUUGUGAUGUCCCAUUUUUUUAAAUUGAGAUGUUUGUUGCCGUAUUCUGUUUGUGUUUUUUACUACUGCAGUUGCUUGGUAUCGUUGUAUUUGUGCGAAUAUAAGCUAUUAUAUUGUAUAUGUUCAUUAGUAGUUUAUGGUAUCGUGUAUGAUACAUUUGAAUGCAGGCUAUGUAUGGGGGCGGCUUGUGGAAUUGUGUGUGGAUGGAUAUGUCACAUUGUGUGUUUGGUGGUGUGUGGGGGCUGUUUGGGGUAUUGCAUGUGAGACACUGCAUGUGGGGUUGUGUGCAUGUAUGUGGAUUGUUAGCGGGUUACGUUUGUGCAGAUUGUGUGUUGUGUUUGUGUGUGGGCCAUUUGUAUUAUUUGUAUGAGUGUAGGGUUAUUUCUACAUUUCUGUGUACUGUGUAUAUCUAGCAGUGUGGGUGGCUUCCCUGGGUUCCAACGGGGACCAGGCUGGCCAGGUACAGGUCAAGGACAGGAGCUGCAACAGCAGCUGCGGGCCGCUCUACUACAGUGUGGUUUCCCAUUCACAAGUGCUGGAAUGAAGUGAUCUGAGAUUACUUCCUCUGCGUGCUGCAAUUCAUAAAUUGAGGAUUGUCCUUCACCACCUUUUCGUAUUAGCAGAUAUCUGAAGUUUUACUAGAACUACUGAUAGGCCAGAGCCUGUUUGGCUCUAGCAGCCUUGAGUGCCGUACAAAGACACCUUGAGUGCCGUGCAUGGCACUAGUGCCGUAGGUUGCCUACCCCUGCUCUAGUUAGUAGAGUUUCCAAACCCUUUUGCUUAAGGGCCUCUCAAUUUUCUACAGUUCAGAAGUAAUGAUAGUGGAAAUGUGGAACUGCACUCUGUCCCAAGUGUUAUGUAGCUGGGUGCAACCAGGCUAGUCCCAGUACCAGGGACCAAGUACUCAAUAGCAGAUAGAAGAAAGGUCCGGGCACUCCAAGGUGCAAAAUGGGAAAUAUAUUGAACCCACUGCCACUCACAACGUUUCGAUCUAUACAUAUUUAGGUUGAAACGUUGUGAGUGGCAGUGGGUUGAAUAAACGUACCUUUUUGUACCUUGGAGUGUCUGGACCUUUCUUCUAUCUGCUAUCAAUUUUCUACACUGAUAACUUAUCCCUACAAGCUUCAAGAAUAUUGUGUGUACUAGAGUCUAGUACACAUAAUAUUCUCUAGGCUUGUAGGGAUAAGUUAUCAGUGUAGAAAAGUGAGUGAGACUCUUAAGCAGAAGGGUGGCUGAGAGGUGUGUAGAAGGCACAACUUCACCUUUAGGCAAUUCACAUCAUCUUCUAGUACUUUACAUACCAAGUGGAUUGUAAAUGUCACGGGACAGGGAUCUUCGGAGUAUUGAAUAAUACAUGCAUGCAGCAGAUUAUCAUAUUUAUAUUUUGUUUAGAGAAUUCAUAUGUGUUUAUAAUUUACAUUGAAGAGGAUUACUAUGAGCUAAAAGCCCUCACCUUGUCUGUCAUUGUGUUAACCAUUUUAGCAAUGAAAUAGCCACUUAAUGUACAUUGUGCUUUCGGCACCGAAUGAGUAAAAUUGCAAUCAGCAGAUUUUCUCUCCUAAUUAUAGGGGAUUUUUAAAGAUAACAGUUCAGUCAUUUUUUUUCUCCCCUCAGAGUACUUGGGUGGAACCACAUGCCACAGUUCUAAGGCUCUUUUUGUCUGUUUUAACAGAAAAAAAUUAGACAAACGUGUUCAGAGCUGACAGCUACUGCUUUCCCUGUCAUUAAAUUAUUAACUGCCAUCUCUCAAGUAUGGACUUUUUUUUUAGUAACAAAAAACAUUUUUGGGAACAUUAGACAUGAUUUACCACUAUAAUCAAGAAUAAUUCGGUUUAGAAAAUUGCUCUUUUUAAUUUGUUUUUAGCCUUUUUUGUUAAGUAGUUCAAUCUAUUUUGGUACAUGCUGGAUUAAGAAUUUGCUGAUAUCUAAUUUUGUAUAUUUAUACCUGUAGAUGUUGACUGAUGUUGCUUUUGUGUUUUUCAGGUGAGGCAGCCACACCAAUGCAGACCACACGGUACCCCAGUCCAGCUGAACUGGAUGCCUACGCACAGAAAGUAGCUCACAGCCCACUGACCAUCAAAAUAUUCCCUACAAACAUCAGGGUUCCCCAGCACAAGCAUCUAAAUCGGACUGUAAAUGGUUAUGAUACAACUGGUCAACGUUAUAGUCCUUACCCGAUGCAUACAGGUGGAUACCAAGGACUGCUUGCUGUUGUCAAAUCUUCUAGCAAGAGUGUACUGAAGAAUGUAGAGGGUAAACGGACUAAAAUAUCUACAACACAGGUUGGUGUUGCUCCUUACCCAAUGUCAAGCACUUUAACACAAAACCAACCUUGCAGUGGACAGCUGAGUUAUCUUGGAAGCCAGAAGCAACUAGAUGCGCCAGUACCACCCAAUGUGACUGUGGCAGCAUCUGUCAUUCCGUUAACGGGCAGGAAUUUGGCACUUCAGCAAUCAAACCUGCCCUCCAUCCAGAGCAUCAUUUACCAGAUUAACCAACAGUGCCAGGCUCAAGCUUCUCAUCAGGCUUGCCAAGGGGUGGUGGUUACUAACUCCAGCCCCGCCAAGCAAGGUAUGACUAGUGGCUUUACGUCCAUGACUGGGAGCACUGUGACCUAUGCUGGGACUGUCUUACAAGAUUGUAGAGCAGGUAGUGAGCUAGCACUGGGGACAGCCCCUAUGGUAUCAAAAGCUGGAUCUUAUCAGGAUGGCAUUGACUACCUAAUAUGGCAACAGAAGCAACAGCAGCUCCGAAUAUACAGUGGGGGAAGUGGAGGGGGAGGAGCAAUCAGCAAAUCACCUGAAGUGUGUGCAGGAGUGUCUCGUCCUUAUACUCUUGCUAGUGCAGUUGAAAAAGUCAGCUCCUCCCCUUUGAACUGUGUUGGCAUGCACGGAAAUUUCUCUGUGGGGCAGUAUUUUGCCCCUCCUUGGAACAGCAUCUUAGUCACGCCCAACAGUGACUGUUACAACCCCCAGGAACUUGCCAACGGGCACAGGGAUUUGGGAGUACACCCAUCAGACGGACUAACCAGCAUCCCCAGCAAGACCCUUUGCAAUACCUCUAUUCUUAGUAGUAGCCUUCAAUCCUUGGAGUAUCUUAUCAAUGACAUUCACCCACCCUGUAUCAAGGAGCAGAUGCUUGGCAAGGGUUAUGAGACCGUGUCUGUGCCACGGCUUCUAGAUCAUCAGCAUGCCCACAUACGUCUGCCCAUUUAUAGAUAAAAAGUCCUGCCCUUUUCGAUAUUCAAGUGGCCAACACUGGUUUUUCAAUCUAUAUGAUGUUACGUAGCUCUGAGGAGACAUGCUAAAAAAGAGUUCAAAAGGCAUGGGUUUCAGUAGCCAUCCUACACUUCUUUGUGGUCAGAGAACACAGCCUUGUGAGGCCUUCUGGCCACAAAUGAGUUUUACUUUUGUGGUCCAAAAAGCAUAACUACUGCUGCCUGUAACCCUCAGUGCUUAGUCGGUUAACAUCUUUUUAAAACAUUUUCUGAGAAUUGGGAGAAAGUGGUAUGUCCUAAAUAAAAUCUUCAUUGUGGCAUAUACCAUCAAAUUCUAGAAUUGGUAUCUACACUGAAUGCAGGCUCAUUUCCCUGAAAUCUUAUUAAAUGUAUUGUUUUGUUUUAUUUUGCGUUUUCCAGUAAAGGAGACCGGACCAGUGAAACAGAAAAUAAAGGGUAGCCUUAAAGUAUCUAUUUAUUUAUAGUAAUAAAUGCGAGGUAUAUGAACUAUAAUUUUGAUUAACCCCUCUCUUGCCAAUGUAUUCUGCCAAAUUUUCUCUUUUCAGUUGGUCUAGGCAUUUUUUAGAGAAUUUGAGCUGAAUGUGAGCAUGUUGUUAUUAAAUAUGGAGUGGGAAAAGGUUGGACAAAGAUUUAGUUAACAAAAGUUAUUCUGUAGUCAUUAGUGUUAGGCAAGCGACAGGACUCAGCCCUGCAAACCACAUUGUCCUACCCAUUUUUUUUCAGCCAGCUACAGAUGAUGGUAGCUGCGGUCUAAGAACUUGAAAGCAGGACACCAUUCAAAACUGGUCUACAAACCACAGAAGGGUUACAGUCAAGACUGGUCAGAUCUGGUCUACAAAAAGUUCAGAAGGGUGUACAGUCAAGACUGUCCAGAUCUGGUCUACAAAAGGUUCCGAAGGGUUACAGUCAAGACUGUCCAGAUCUGGUCUACAAAAGGUUCAGGUUACAAUCAAGACUGUCCAGAUCUGGUCUACAAAAGGUUUAGAAGGGUUACAGUCAAGACUUUCCAAAACCAGGUAUUAAAGGUCAGGAGCACACAUAAUUCUCAGCAUGGCAAUGCAAAAAUUCCCUUUAUGCUGUUUUUAGAACCUGAAACCCUAAUUUUAAAUUAAUGAUAUCACAGCUGUUGUAGUUAUACAACAAAUAUGCAAACAUUUUAAUAAAUUUAAAAAAAAAAAAUUUAAAUUUUAAUUUUUUUUUACUUAUGUGCAUUUGUUGCAAAUUCCCAGGCUUGUAGAUUGGCUGAGACACCUCUUGGUCUGAACAGAACCUAGUCAGUAAGUUUCCAUUAUUUCCAAUGGUAACCAAGCAUUUACACUAAAUCCUGCCCAGUAGUGAUUCAUUAGAUAUAUAGUUUAGUACUUGACAGCAUUCUAUUCAUCAGGGGAUGAUGAAUGUAAAUGCUGUCUAAAUGGAUAGAAGCUGUACUGCAGCUCACUUCAGCUUACUGACAGCUCCAUUUAGAGUUUUGUGAUAGUCACUGCGAUCUUGUGAAUAAGGCUCGGGCUCCAUCUCCUUUCUUUUGCAAAUGGCUACCAUUAAUAGCAUUUGUUUGCUGGGAGACGGGGACAGAGAACCUCCUUGCACCAUAACCUAAAUGUGCACAGGUUUUUUUUAUGGUUCUUGGUGUGUCUCUUUAAAAUCAUGAUAGGAGUAUGACUUUCAAGACCUCAUUUAAGCAAUAUUGUGUACUUGCAUCAUAGAAUACCAUAGACACUAGACAAGUCGCACUAUACAUUUCUUACACGUUGCUCUUGGCCUGGCUUUAAUGUGUGAUAAAUGCAUAGAUGGAUGGACGUCCAUAAAACGUCCAUAACUCUCUACCAGUUUCAUGGUAGAUUAUGGAUUGUCAUUGUUGCCUUACUCGUACAUGACAAACACCAUUCCUCAAGGUAACAUAUGCAUUGGGGACAUUUAUAAAAGUCGUCCUAAGGGAAAAGUAAUGCAAAAACCAAAAUGUGGAGCAGCCCAAAGCGAAUGCAUUCGCCUCAGCAGGAUUAUUGUUGGUUUUCUUGGGCAUUGAUCCACUUUAAAACUAUGCACCACUUUUCCCAUAGCAACACUUUGAAAAAGUCUCCCCCACUGAGUUUAUGGUGAAGCACUUAGCGGUUCAACAGUAGUAAUUUUUCAAAAACAUAAAGUAACUUGCUCUUGCGAGGCAGGGCAGAACACCUAGAACAGAACGGUCACAUGUAGAUUUACACACAACUCGGUAACUAACUAAAAGUUUUUAUUUUUGAAUUUACAUCAUCACGUAAAUUAUUAUUAUACCCACAGUGCCAAUUACGUGGGAAUAUGGGUGUACAUAAGCUUAUGGUAUUUAAGUAGUUGUGUGGUAUUUAUUUCUAAAUUCUUGGGGCAGUGAUGUCACUGUGGAGGUACGUGCUUUUUUUUUUUUUAACUUACCUGUACAGCUGUACUCACCCCAGUAAAUGCAUCCAUGACAGCUGUGCUUUAAGAUAGUUUAGUAAUUCUGUGUGUAUAUUGCACAGAAUUCCAUUAUAACUAUUCAAGGAUAUUGUUUGCAUUACCCACAGUGCAUUGCAGAUCUCACUGGCAACAAAGGGAGUUAAUUUUUUAAUUCAUUUUAAAUCUUAUCAUAAAAUGGAUUUCUUUUCUGUACAUUUCCACUAAAAUCUGGGCUUUAUUGUUAUCCCAGUUUAUAAAAUGAAUAAUAACGAUGAUUAAACUUCAAAGAAUGUGAAUGGUAGUUUAAUGUUUUUAAAAAGAUGCUGCUAUUUUGGAGACAACAGAAUACAUCAAUUUCUCUUCUGUGCUGCAAAAUGUUAACAGUUAUAUAUAGUAUCAAAAAUGAUAUAUAUAAAUAGAUAUUACUAUGUCAUGCCAAUGUUGCUUUAUGUUAUUGAACUUUAUUUUAUUGUUGCUUCGCUGCCAAAGGCUCUGGCAGAGAAGGGGUUAAUUAAUUAAACAUUUAAGCUAAUACUAAUUUCUUUUUUUUUAGUCCAUAACUUGCACUAGUGAAAGAGAAAUAAAAAGAAAGAGUAGAGCUGAAGAGCGCCUGCAGGAUGAUCUUUAAAUUAAAAAAUAAAUAAAAUUAUUUAAAAAAAACAAAACUUGAAAACUUGAAUAUAAUUUUUUUGUAGUGUAAUAAAAUUGUAUAAUUUACAUGUCGGCUGCUAAAAAAACAACUUUCCUCAUAUCCCAACAAUGCUUUCUUUUGCUUGAAUAGCCUUUCAAAUCUUAUUUUUCUGUUUUUCUUUUGUUUUGUUUUCUUUCUUUCUGAAAUACAAUGUUGUUCACUUGGUUCUUGGAUCACUUUGCUAUAUAGAGCGAAUGAUAGUCCAGGAAUGCAGAUGUUAGCGCUGUUAGAAUGUGCCAUCUGUGAAUUUCAAUCUCCUUUUGCUAAUCUCUGUUCUAAAAGAUUUUUUUAUUAUACAUUAAAUGGAAUAACAUUUGAGUGUCCUUAUUCUAUCGAUCUUUGAAGCACGUUUUCAAUGACAAUGCAACCGCAGUAACAAAAUUUGCUCUUUUUACUAAAUUGGCUUUCGGUUUGUAGUUUACUGUUACAGAACUCCUUCACACUUAUAUACCAUCUUUUAGAUCACCUGAUUUUGUCUCUAAUUUUGCUAAAACCCAUUCAGAACAAGCAGAAUUCCCUGUCUAUAACUGUGCCUACCAUCACUCAUUGUCAUUGUUCCACUUGUUCAGUCCUUAUACCUCUUUAUAAUUCUUGUAGGUGCUCCUAUACACAUUCUGCAACUCCUGCUAUAAUCCCUCCUUGAGCAACCAUAUAAUACUAACUCUAUAUGCUCCUAUAUAUCCACUCUAUAACUUUUCUAACCUCUCCAAUAGGCAUUCUAUAUUUCCUUCUAUAACUUUUCCUAUACUCAUGCUUUAACAAUUCUAACUCCUCUAAAGUCCACUCUACAAAUCCUUCUCUAAUCCCCACCCUGCAACUCCUUCUUUAACAGAUCUUAACUCCACCUGUAACUGCCCCUGUGCCCACCCUACAACUUCUCCCAUAACUGCCCCUGCACAUCUUCCUGUAACUGCCUCUGUCCCCAUGCUGCACAUCUUCCUGUAACUGCCUCUGUCCCCAUGCUGCACCUCCUCCUCCUGGAACUGCCCCAUCCCAUCUUGCAACUCCUCCUGUAACUGCCCCCAUCCCCGUCUGGCAACUCCUUCUGUAACUGCCCCCAUCCCCAUCUUGCAGCUCCUCCUGUAACUGCCCCGUCCCCAUCCUGCAACUCCUCCUGUAACUGACCCUGUCCCCAUAUUGCAACUCCUCCUGUAACUGACCCUGUCCCCAUAUUGCAACUCCUCCUGUAACUGACCCUGCAACUCCUCCUGUAACUGCCCCCGUCCUCACUGAGCCACUCAUUGUUCUAACUUCUCCAAUCUGCCCCAUGAUUCCUCUUAUUCUCUCUCCUCUAACCUUGAGGAACUAGUUGUUUUAUAAUGGUCUGGAAUUGCUACUUUAUUUUUAUAUGCCCACCCAAACUGCUCCAUAGAUCGUAUCCACUGAUAUACUUGUUCACUUUCUCAUAUCAUUAUGUAAUUUCUAUAUUGCACCCUAUAGUAGAUGUACAGUAUAGGAGCACAUCCUUAAAUGUGUUAAUUACAUUUCCUUACCUAUUCCCUGUGAUCAUAUAAAUUGUUCCCUGUUCAGAUGCCAUCUGGCAUGAAAAUCAUUGACCCAUGAAGAGCCACAAGCCAAGCAUUGAUUCACAAUGCACUGCUUGCCCCUGUUGACACUGUUAACGAAUAAAUCUGACACAAACUGAACAUUUUUUUUUUCUUUCCACUAAAUCAUGCCUCUGUGAAACUUGCAAUCUAUUGUUUCAUUGAUGGCAUACCUUGACACCCCUGGAGUUUGUGAACUAUAUUUCCCAUGAUGCUUAGCAUCAUGAAAAAUAUAGUUCAUACUUAUUUGAAUGGAAAAGGUUAGCCAUCAAUGGGUUAUAUUUGGUCAAAAAAACAAGACCACAAAAAAAUGCAGAUGUACCAUAUGAUGUAGGGUUUUUUUGUUUGUUUUUUCCCCAGAGUAAAAUCAAAC